This is a messenger RNA of Pelobates cultripes (western spadefoot toad), 75683 nucleotides long. The record is from the annotation of a GenBank genome assembly. NCBI's taxonomy places the organism in Eukaryota, Metazoa, Chordata, Amphibia, Anura, Pelobatidae.
CUUCACAAGGCGGUAGUGCUUAAACAAUGGGAAUUUCCCCAGGACGCUCAUUGCAGAUUGUGGUUUCAAGCAAUAGUAAGACUGGAAGGCUCCACCUCGCCUGAUCCUCAGCUGUUUGUACAACUCAAGGAAGAACUGAACAGGGACUUAACCAUUUCCUGUUAAUAUAAAUGCAGGUAUCUACAGUAUGUGAGUUACCUAUGAGUUAGAGCAAAUUAUGCAUGGUUUAUAAUGACCAGUUUCCCCGCAGGAUUAUAAAAUCUGCAUAAUUCUUUAAUUUAGGGUUAACGUAGUUGACUAUUCUGGAACUUUAGCACCUGUGUAUUAUACUAUGUGAAACGUGGUUAGCAAUGUUGUUAGUGAAGUGAUAAUUGUCAAAACUUCACAGCGAAUUUAAAAUUUUAAAGCAGGCAAACUGAAAGGACAUUUUGACCAUAAAAUUUUAAUUCACUGUCACUCCAGAUGUUGUGGACUUCAUCUCCCCUGAUGUUUUGUCAGUAUUAUGGCUGUAAGAGGAUUAUGGGAGAUGUCCACAUUUGGGUUGCCGAAACCCCUGCUUUAGUGUAUAAACCUGGACGUGUUUGAAGUGUGUACUCUUAAAGGGCAAGUGUCACCUCAAAACUAUUUUUAAUAUAGUUUUAAUAUAAUAAUCAAUUCAUCAUGUUUUCAAAGGAUAUAGAUUUAUUUACUUGUGCACAAAUCCCUUUUAGCUGAGCUGAACCUAUCAAAUGCCUGUCCAUCCCCGAAUGAAUGAAUUGAUUUGUCAUGCAAAUCGGAACGAAUUGAUUAGUUUAUGUAUGGAUGAUAGGAAUUUGAUUUGUUUGUGCGGCUGAAAGGGAUUUGUGUACAAGUCUAGUGGAUGCCCGUAUUAAUUAUUGAAUUCAGGUGUCUCACUCAUUGCUAACAGGUGCAUAAAAUACAAUAUGUAGACACGAAAUCUCCAGAGAUAAACAUUGGCAGUACAAUGGGUUGUACUGAAGAACUCAGUAAUUUUAAAUGUGGAAUUGCCAUAGCAUGCCACAAGUCACUUUAUAAAACUAAUGCCCUACAAGAUUUGCCUGGGUUAACUGUAAGUGCAGUUAUUGUGAAGUGGAAGCAUCUAGGAAUCACAGCCCAGCUCUGAAGUGGUAGACCAUACAUGCUCAGAGCGGGGAUAGCAAAUGCCUAAAGAACCACUACAGUCACCCUGGAUCUCAGUAAAGGGUUCUUUUAGGUUUAACCCUUCAAUGUGAAACCGUGGGUUUUUUUAUUUUAUUUUUAUUGUUUUUUUUAAGACACUGCAGUGUUUACAUUCCUGGGUUAAAGGAACACUGAGCACCAUAACAACUUAAUGGAAAUGGUCCCUUUAGGGUUUACUGUUCACGGACGGUCUAACCACUUAGUCUUUGUUCCAGUGUUGGACCUCACUGCCCCAUGUCCUUAUGUUUGCUGAAAAGCUUCAAAACUGGAGACUAUGGCAACCACUUGCAGGGGCAACAGAGAUCUCACUUUUGGCUCUUCAUGUAUAGUCAGUCAAACAUGUCAGUUGUCUUAAAGGACCACUAUAGUGCCAGGAAAACAUACUCGUUUUCCUGGCACUAUAGUGCCCUGAGGGUGCCCCCACCUUCAGGGUCCCCCUCCUGCCCGGCUCUGGAAAGGGGAAAGGGGUAAAAACUUACCUUUUUCCAGCGCUGGGCGGGGAGCUCUCCUCCUUCUCUCCUCCUCCGAUCAGCCCCGUCGGCUGAAUGCGCACGCGCGGCAAGAGCUGCGCGCGCAUUCAGCCAGUCUCAUAGGAAAGCAUUUACAAUGCUUUCCUAUGGACGCUGGCGUGCUCUCACUGUGAAAAUCACAGUGAGAAGCACGCAAGCGCCUCUAGUGGCUGUCAAUGAGACAGCCGCUAGAGGGAAUGGGGGAAGGAUUAACCCAUUGAUAAACAUAGCAGUUUCUCUGAAACUGCUAUGUUUAUAAAAAAAUGGGUUAACCCUAGAAGGACCUGGCACCCAGACCACUUCAUUAAGCCAGGGCCGGCGCUACCUGUAAGGCGGACUAGGCAGCUGCCUAGGGCGCCCCUUGGGAGGGGGCACCGCCAGGAGCGCCGCCCCCCCAUGCUGCAGCCGCCCGAGGGCUCUGUAAAGAGCCUCAGGCGGCUGCAGCUUUGCCCGGGCGGUGCGUCUAUGAGGGCGGACCGCACCGCCCGGGCGCAGCCUGAGGAGAGGCUGACAGGAGGGAAGCGCUCAGCGAUCCCUCCUGUCAGCUCCCUCACUGCAGCGUGGCCGAGCCCUGUAUGGCAUGGUCCGACCGGUACAGAGAGCAGCUGUCUCCUGUACCCGGCCGGACUAACAGGAAGUGAACACUGAGUGUUCACUUCCUGUUAGUCCGGCCGGGUACAGGAAACAACAGCUCCCUGUACCGGUCGGACUAUACUGGGCUCGGCCACACUACCACACAGGUAGGGGAGGGAGGGGGAAGAAAGAGGGAGGAAGGGGGGAGAAGAAAGAAACAGAGAGGGAGGGAGGGGGAGAAGAAAGAAACAGAGAGGGAGGGAGGGGAGAAGAAAGAAACAGAGGGAGGGGGAGAAGAAAAAAAAGAGGGAGGGGGGAGAAGAAAAACAGAGAGGGAGGGGGGAGAAGAAAGAAACAGGGAGGGAGGGGGAGAAAGAAACAGGGAGGGAGGGAGGGGGGAGAAAGAAACAGGGAGGGGAGAAGAAACAGGAGGGAGGGGGGGAGAAGGAAACAGGAAGGGAGAAGGAAACAGGAGGAGGGAAGGGGAGAAGGAAACAGGAGGGAGGGAAGGGGGGGAGGAAGGAAACAGGAGGGAGGGAAGGGAGAAGGAAACAGGAGGGAGGGAGGGGGGGAGAAGAAGGAAACAGGAGGAGGAGGGGAGAAGAAGGAAACAGGGAGGAGGAGGGGAGGAAGAAGGAAACAGGAGGGAGGGAGGGAGAAGAAGGAAACAGGAGGGAGGGGGGAGAAGGAAACAGGGAGGGAGGAGAAGGAAACAGGGAGGGAGGUGGCAAUAAACAGGAGGGAGGGAGGGGAGAGGAAGGAAACAGAGAGGGGGGGAGAAGAAGCGAAAACAGGGAGGGAGGGAGGGGGGGAGGGAAGGAAACAGGAGGGAGGGAGGGGGGGAGGGAAGGAAACAGGAGGGAGGGAGGGGGAGAAGAAGGAAACAGGGAGGGAGGGAGGGAGGGGGGAGAAGAAGGAAACAGGGAGGGAGGGAGGGGAAAGAAACAGGGAGGGAGGGGGGGAGAAGGAAACUGACGGGAGGGGGGAAGAAAGAAACUAACAGGGAGGUGGGAGACAUUGACAGGGAGGGGAAUUGACUGGGAGAGAGAAAUUGACAGGGGGGAGUGACAGGGGAGGGAGGGGGAAUGAGAGUAACAAGGGAGGGGGGGAGAAGAGAGUGACAAGGGAGGGGGGAGAGAUUGACAUCCAUCACACACACACACACACAAUCACACACAAUGCACCCCUUACACACAAAGACAAUGAACCCCUUGCACACAGAAAAACACACAAUGCAUUACACACACAAUGCAUUACACACACACACGCAAUGCAACCCUUACACACAAUGCAUCCCUUACACACACAGAAACACACAAUGCAUUCCUUACACACACUCAAUGCACCCCUUAAACACACUCAAAGCACCCCUUACAGACUCACACACUUCAUCCCUUACAUACACAGAAACACACCUUGCAGCCCUUACACAUACAAACACAGAUUCACACAAUGCAUUCCUUACACACAAAUCAGGACAUCCCCUACACACUCCACCCCCUGUGAACAAACUCAUUGGUGGAACAUGAAGGUGGACCCUGGGACCCAGACCUUGAGCUGUGUAAAGGGCCCCCAAAAAAUGGAGCUGCUUCUCGUUCUCCCAGAACAUUGAUUUUUGUGACCACAGUUACAAACAGCCUCCAGAGAUCCUGUUAUACACCAGACCAGUGGAGCCAGACUGCAGCUAGAGCCCAUCAUCAUCCUCAUCUGGUUGUAAGUAGGUAAUCUAGUAUAUUAUUCGUGGCACUAAUCUCUAAUUUACCUCACAUUAAAGAAACACUAUAGUCCCCAGAACCACUGCACCUUAAUGUAGUGGUCCUGGUGUCUAUAGCCUGUCCCUGCAGGCCUUUUAAUGUAAACACAGCGGCACUGCAGCACUAGCGUUAGUUAACAUGGCAGGUCAUAUGGGUGGGGCAUUGUGAUGUCACGGGGGGGGGGGCCGCAAACUUUACUUUUGCCUAGGGCGGCAAAAAUCCUUGCACCGGCCCUGCAUUAAGCUGAAGUGGUCUGGGUGCCUAGAGUGGUCCUUUAACUAGCCCUAGUCCCAGUUUGGCUCAGACUCAAGAUCUAACCUUUUAAAUGACUAGUACAUUCCUUUCUAACAUUAGAACCUCCAUAAAAGAAUAUUACUCUGGCUGUACUCACUAAUCCGUAUGUUGUAAUGCCUUAAAUUUCAUAGUUCCCUCAACCAGUUAAAUCAACCACCAUAAGCACUACAGCCAACUGGGACCCAGGUUAUUUGUCAUGCUCUGUAUCUACAGAGAGUUACUGUACAAGCCCGUGCAUGCUCAAGGAAUCCUUCCAUGGUGCCAUGUAUGCAAAUGUGUAGCGUGGGUGUUAAAUUGAUCUGCUUGUGUGCCUGGAUAGUCAAGCAUGCAAUGUAAAGGGGAAAAAAAAAACAUUAAAGGAACACUACCAGCACGGCAUCCAUUAUUGUGCAAGACAAGCCUUGGUGCCCUCUAGAGCCAGAUUUGGGCAACUCUUGGAGUCCUGGACUCUUUCUGUUCAUGUUGUGUGUGGCGGCUGAGUUUUAUAUGUGUGGGGGACACUGAGUGUUGUGUAUGUAUGAAGGAAGUUGAGAGCUGUUUGCAGGGUUGAGUGUGCAUUUGUGUGCUGAUUGAGUUUUGUGUGUGGUGGGUGAAUUUUGUGUGUUGAGGGGUCGAUAUUGUCGGGUGGAGGGUAGUCUGUAUGUGGUGUCUGAGUGUAGGGGAAAGUGUUGUUUUUUUUUAUUAUUUUUUUUUUAUUUGCCCCCUCCUGCUUAACUUUUGACGGGAGGUGCAUGUUAUCCCUAUUAGUCCAGUUGAUACCACCGCCUUAGUGGUCUGGUGGGGGAGUGUUUGGUGCAGAUCACUUUACAAGUUCUUUUCUGGUUCCACCGCUUGGCCAAUGACUCAGAGCUCUGGCACUCUGAGUCAUUGAAAAGGUCUGCAACCACAAAGAAGCUCUUAAAGUGAUCUGCACCGACAGAAGUCCAUCCAUGAAAUGAGGAGAGAAAUUAAAUCUAUUGACCUUCCUGCCAGUGCAAAGAAGGUCCACACAAACAGAACACACAUGCUCCAGACCCAGAUAAGGGCCCACCUUGACUCGUCUGAGUCUGUGCCUUAGGCAGUCACCUAUGUUGCCUUAUGGGUAGUCCAGCUUUGGUGACAUCCCACAGUAAGUAGUCAAACCAUUGAUAACUUGGCUAGGUGCCUCUGGGUGCCCAUGCUGCAUUUGGUCAUUAUCUACAGGAGAAAAUGCACGGCUGAUCCAGGACUGCGCUUACUGACCGAAUAUGCUCAGCUGACACUCUCAGCCAAUGAGUGCAACCAUGCAUGGCCUUGCUUGGCUCUGUGGAGCUAAUGAGAUUUUCCUGCAGGAGGAGCAUGGAAGCAGGGGCUCUUAGAAUGGGGACUUGGUCGAGCUCAGGUUAGUUGUCAAACUGUACUAAAACAGUUUUACCACUUUUGCAGUUCCUUUAAAAACAAACAAACAAAAAAAAACACCAGUACAGCCAACAUUUAGUAAACUGAAGUAACAAUUUUGAAAGAAAUCUCAAAUUAAAGUUAAUUUUAGUCUAAAUUUAAAUACUGCACACUUCCCAACAUUGAGCUAUAUUGAGCCUGGAUAGUGGGGGGAAAGUAGGCUUAUAAGUGGUGUACCAGCGAUAUGACUUUUGUCAAUGAUGAUGCCCAAAGGCUUAACUCAUGACAUUGAAAGGUAUGAAACAGGUACUUGGGUGGCCUGUGCCAGUUACACAACAUGCAUCUAAUGACGCAUUUAUUCAGUGGGUUAUGAGGACUUUCUGGUGACUCACAUCUGAGUGAACCAGUGACCAAACCCAGAACAGCAGGAAAGAACCUCAAAUUCCUGACUAUUUCCCACAAUCCGGGAUUGUUGGAAGGUAUGUAUGUGGGUUUUUAUUGCAAGUUGCUGAAACACCCAAUUAAAUACACUGUCUCCUCACUUACCGACCGAGUUCCGUUCUUACGACUCGGUCGUAAAACAAAUAGGUAGGUAAGUGAGGCGCAUUCGCACCAGUGUGUGUCUAUGUUCAGGGAAAUUUACCCAAACGUAAACAUACGCACCAGAGCAGGGAUUCCUUCUUAUCUAUGUUCAGGGAAAAUUCCCCGAACAUAGACCACCUCUCUAACGUGCGAAAUCCCUUGAAUCCCCACGCUAGGGAGCGGGUCAUAAGUGCGAGCCGUCGCAAAGCAAGGACCACCUGUAUACAUUUCCCAACAAUUAAAUAACCAUGAAACUGUUAAACCCUAAUAUUCAUGAACACUUAUGACCUGAUCAUUUUUAAAAGGUAUGGUGCAUAAUGUAUUAGAACACUGGGGCAGAGAUGAAGGAAGUAAGUGAUGGCUAAUAAUCAUAUUUUGAAGGUUGAAAGAAUAUGUGCCCUGUCCCUUUAAGAGGCAUGACAUUGUUUCAAAAUACUACUUCCUUGUUUCCCUUUUCUUUCAUAUAGUGUGGGAGUGACAGACAGGGUAACAGAAACCAGGGCAGCUUUGUGCUUGUCUUUUAGCAUACAGAUUUAAUUAUCGAUCCAACAUUCAGGUCGGUAUUUUAGGAGUACACUGUCCGAAGCAGACCACUCUCUGCAAUAGUGUGUAAUUCUAUGCACUUUAUACUCCUUGUCCUUUCAUUUCUUUCUGUGUGUGUUGCAUUAUGUUUAUAUCGGGCUUUGGUUUUUAUGUUGGUACUUGUAUUUUGAUUAAAUAUAUUUUCAUUGUAAUGAUACUUCUAAUAUGAUUUGGGUCAUACUGACCUGGAUUAUGUUUUCAUUAUUCGGUGAUUUGCAUUGAAAAGAAGAACAGAACAGAGGUAGUUUGAAAUGAUGAAAAUGUGCUUAGUACAAACCUUUGGAGCAUACUGUCAAUUCUGUGCAGAGAUUCAAUUUCACCAGUGUUUUUCUUCCUUCUAACACUUCUGCAUUCUGGUUUUAUUUAGUUCAGAGUUUGAAUGGGAAUAUAUUUUGUUAAAAAUACUUAGAUAUAUAUUGUGCAAUCAAUUAAGAAUCCUUGCCUAUAUUGGGUACACUUUAAAAAAACGUUUUAAAAAAAAAAAUUUUUUUUUUUAAUCUAUCUGCUAGAGUUACUGAUGUCAUUUGCACUUGUUUUAUCAUCAUUUUUUGUGUUGCUUGCCUCCUCUAGCAUAUAAAUAUAACCAUGAUUUUGUGGCGUGCUUUUUUUUUUUUUUUUUGUAUUGGGAAGUGCAUAUAAGCACCGCAGCAUUAGAUUUUUAUGUUUGCCACAAAUUAGUGAGUAGGUAACCCAAUAGUGUUUCAUUGUUUAAAGGAGAACUCUGACAUUUUAAUAUGAAUAUGUGUAUGCGUGACUUCCUUAUUAGUUAGAUUUGCCUUCCUCCCAAUACUAAAAUAAUGACUCUUUUCUCUCCAUAUAAUACGCUCUGCACUGGUCUUGCUGUAGCUCCCCAAUCGCCAUCACUUUGCAGAAAUGCAUUAGCUCAGUGCAUCUCUAUUGCGAGUGUUCUGCGUCUUCAUGCUGAACUUCGGUCCUGCAAACAUUUCAGGACUUAAUAUAGCGUCCUACACUCAUCCCCACACCACACACAAUAUUUAAAGGGUUACUCCAACCACCAUGACCACUUAAGUGAUUUAAAGUGGCCAUGGUGAUAGGAGUCUGUAUGUGCAUAGUUACUGCUUGAAACACUGUUCAUGCAGAGAAAUCUGCACUUUUGUGGUGGGGGGUAGUUGGAUCCAUCGCACAGAUGAAUUUCGCCAGGGCUUGACAGAUUUGAUUUGAAUAUAGGGGCCAGAAAUGCAAUUCCUUAAGGGGCACUAUACUCACCAGAACCGCUUAAUAUUGUGGUUCUGGUGUCUAUAUCCUGUCCCUGCAGGCUUUUCAAUGGAAAUGCUGCCUUUUCAGAGAAAAGGCAGUGUUUACAUUGCUGCCUAGUAACACCUCUAAGUACUCCCUAGUACAGUUCUGUACAGUAUGCAGCACCAAAGUUAAAAGUUCUCCACGCUCUGCUUGGAGGCACUAAACAUUUCCCAUAGAUAUGCAUUAAUUCAAUGCAUCUCUAUGAGGAGAUGCUGAUUGGCGCAGUGUUUUUUUUGCACAUGCGCAAUAGCCUCUCAAGGCUUUUCUAUAGGAAAGCAUUGAAUUGACUGAGGUCAUCAAGAUUGAUUGUGGGGCCAGCUGAGGAGAGACUGACUCAGGUGAGUAAAAACACCUUUCCCCCCUUGGGAGAGCUGUAGUGGAUCCUUUUCCUGGGGUCCAGUGCAGCUGCUGUGAUCCUGUAAUCUUCAUGCUCUUCAUUCUGUGCUCCAUUUUGUGAUCCUGGACAGGAGUGAUGUCAUAUCCUGGCAUCAUAGCAGGGCGCGUGAGGGAGAAGAGCAAGAUAAACACAGAGAUUACAGCUCCCUCGCAGUCCGCUUCAAGGUGUGGGGACCUAAGGCCCAGCACUGAGCGGGAUGAGAAACACCCAGAUACCAAGACAACAUUCCUAGUCCCCAUGGCGACCUGGUGCUUAGCAUUUGUCGAGCCCUGACUAAGGUAGCUUGGAACUCUGUGACGGACUGCUUAAUGUAAAUUUUGUGCAAAAAUGAUGUCUAUCGUCAUAGGCUUGUGCAGCCUAUUGCAUUAGGGUGUGCACCCUAAAGCACAAGCACACGCCACGUGUGUGUGUGUGUGUGUGUGUGUGUGUGUGUGUAUAUAUAUAUAUUACACACACACACAUACAUAUACUGCUGUUAGUGCACUGUGUGAGGGUGCUGAGUGUGUGUGCUGUUAGUGUGAUGUGUUGGUAGUGUGCAAUGUGGGUUAGGGUGCUGGUAGUGUGCUGUGUGUGAGGGUGCGGUUUGUGUGCUGUGUGAGUGUGUAUGUGUGUUAGGGUCAUGUUAGUGUGCUGUGUGUGUGUGGGUGCUGUUUGUGUCGUGUAUUUGUGAGGGUGCUGUUAGUGUGCUGUGUGUGAGUGUGCUGUUAAUGUGAUGUGUGUGUGAGGGUGUUGGUAGUGUGCUAUGUGGGUGAGCGGGCUGUUAGUGUGAUGUGUGUGUGAGGGUGUUGGUAGUGUGCUAUGUGGGUGAGCGGGCUGGUAGUGUGCUGUGUGUGAGGGUGCGGUUUGUGUGUGAGGGUGCUGUUUGUGUGCUGUGUGUGAGGGUGUUUGUGUAUGUGUGUUAGUGUCCUGUUAGUGUGCUGUGUGUGUGUGUGAGGGUGCUGUUUGUGUCAUGUAUUUGUGAGGGUGCUGUUAAUGUGCUGUGUGUGUGUGAGGGUGCUGUUUGUGUCAUGUAUUUGUGAGGGUGCUGUUAAUGUGCUGUGUGUGAGUGUGCUGUUUGUGUGGUGUGAGGGUGCUGUGUGUGUUUGUGAGGGUGUUGUAUGUUUGUAAGGGUGCUGUGUGUGUGUUUGUGAGGGUGCUGUUAGUGUGUGUGUGAGGAUGCUCUGUGUGAGGGUGCUGUGUGUUUGUGUGUGUGGUGGUGCUGUUUGUGUGCUGUGUGUGUGAGGGUGCUGUGUGUGUGUGUGUAGGUGCUGUAUGUUUGGAGGGAUUGUGAAGGAGGGGGCAGAUUAGUAAAUAACCCCCCUCCCUUCUUACCUUAUGUAGGGAGGGGGGAUCAUUGCCGUCCAAGGGAGAGUGAACUCUAGCCUGCGGGGCUAGAGUUCACUCUCGCGAGAUCUGAGCAUUGCCGCGGCAGCGCUCAGAUCUCACGAGAGGAACCUGGCGGAGCUUCUGUCUAGAACUCCCCGGGUCCUCUCCUGCCUCCCUCCAUACUGCUGUGGGCUGGUGAGGUAGAUCUUUGAUCUCCCCGCCGGCCCAUGGAGGCUUAGAGCAGAGCCGGCACAUUUAGAUAGCGCCAGCUCUGCAUGAGCCGACAGGGGAGAUCCGGAGAUCUCCCCUGCCGGCAGGGGUCAAGUCCUGGGGAAUAAAGUGUGGAAACUCUCCCAAGAUUCCCACCCCACAAAAAAAAAAAAAAAUACACUCGUGUAUGUGUGUGUGUGUGUGUGUAUGUGUGUAUAUAUGUAUGUGUGUGUAUAUAUAUAUAUAUAUAUAUAUAUAUAUAUAUAUAUAUAUAUAUACAUACAUACAUACAUACAUACAUACAGGGAGUGCAGAAUUAUUAGGCAAAUGAGUAUUUUGACCACAUCAUCCUCUUUAUGCAUGUUGUCUUACUCCAAGCUGUAUAGGCUCAAAAGCCUACUACCAAUUAAGCAUAUUAGGUGAUGUGCAUCUCUGUAAUGAGAAGGGGUGUGGUCUAAUGACAUCAACACCCUAUAUCAGGUGUGCAUAAUUAUUAGACAACUUCCUUUCCUUUGGCAAAAUGGGUCAAAAGAAGGACUUGACAGGCUCAGAAAAGUCAAAAAUAGUGAGAUAUCUUGCAGAGGGAUGCAGCACUCUUAAAAUUGCAAAGCUUCUGAAGCGUGAUCAUCGAACAAUCAAGCGUUUCAUUCAAAAUAGUCAACAGGGUCGCAAGAAGUGUGUGGAAAAACCAAGGCGCAAAAUAACUGCCCAUGAACUGAGAAAAGUCAAGCGUGCAGCUGCCACGAUGCCACUUGCCACCAGUUUGGCCAUAUUUCAGAGCUGCAACAUCACUGGAGUGCCCAAAAGCACAAGGUGUGCAAUACUCAGAGACAUGGCCAAGGUAAGAAAGGCUGAAAGACGACCACCACUGAACAAGACACACAAGCUGAAACGUCAAGACUGGGCCAAGAAAUAUUUCAAGACUGAUUUUUCUAAGGUUUUAUGGACUGAUGAAAUGAGAGUGAGUCUUGAUGGGCCAGAUGGAUGGGCCCGUGGCUGGAUUGGUAAAGGGCAGAGAGCUCCAGUCCGACUCAGACGCCAGCAAGGUGGAGGUGGAGUACUGGUUUGGGCUGGUAUCAUCAAAGAUGAGCUUGUGGGGCCUUUUCGGGUUGAGGAUGGAGUCAAGCUCAACUCCCAGUCCUACUGCCAGUUCCUGGAAGACACCUUCUUCAAGCAGUGGUACAGGAAGAAGUCUGCAUCCUUCAAGAAAAACAUGAUUUUCAUGCAGGACAAUGCUCCAUCACACGCGUCCAAGUACUCCACAGCGUGGCUGGCAAGAAAGGGUAUAAAAGAAGAAAAAUCUAAUGACAUGGCCUCCUUGUUCACCUGAUCUGAACCCCAUUGAGAACCUGUGGUCCAUCAUCAAAUGUGAGAUUUACAAGGAGGGAAAACAGUACACCUCUCUGAACAGUGUCUGGGAGGCUGUGGUUGCUGCUGCACGCAAUGUUGAUGGUGAACAGAUCAAAACACUGACAGAAUCCAUGGAUGGCAGGCUUUUGAGUGUCCUUGCAAAGAAAGGUGGCUAUAUUGGUCACUGAUUUGUUUUUGUUUUGUUUUUGAAUGUCAGAAAUGUAUAUUUGUGAAUGUUGAGAUGUUAUAUUGGUUUCACUGGUAAUAAUAAAUAAUUGAAAUGGGUAUAUAUUUGUUUUUUGUUAAGUUGCCUAAUAAUUAUGCACAGUAAUAGUCACCUGCACACACAGAUAUCCCCCUAACAUAGCUAUAACUAAAAACAAACUAAAAACUACUUCCAAAAAUAUUCAGCUUUGAUAUUAAUGAGUUUUUUGGGUUCAUUGAGAACAUGGUUGUUGUUCAAUAAUAAAAUUAAUCCUCAAAAAUACAACUUGCCUAAUAAUUCUGCACUAUAUAUAUAUAUAUAUAUAUAUAUAUAUAUAUAUAUAUAUACGCGUACACACAUACUCACACACACACAUACACUCACACACAUUCACAAAUUAUUAUUAUUUUUUUAAUUAAAAAUUGUCCACCCAGCCUCCCUACCUGGAGAGCUGGCGUGGACUUGUCCCUGGGGUCCAGUGGGUCAGACGCCUAUCUCCAUACAACAAGCGGCGAGGGAGCGGUGUGCUCUCUGCUUCCUCUCACCGCGCGGGCUGUCUGCUCUCCCGCCAUCAGCAAACAGCGCGGCGAGAGAAAGCAGAGAGCACACAGCUCCCUCGUCGCUUGUUGUAUGGAGAUAGGCGCCCGACCGGGGGGAGGGGUGUCCAUCACCUCUUCCUCCCCCCCCCAUGACAGGGGGAACACAGGGGGAGGAGGAGGGCAUUUGGGGGCGGCAGAGUGCCUGCAGGAACAGCAGGAACGGCACCCGGCGCACGCCUAUGUCUAUCGUUAGAGUGCUGACCACACAUAAUGAUCUUUUCCCUUGCACGCAGCAGUGAUGGAAAUACCACUGGUGCAGCCGGUGUAACUACACUGGGGCCUGAACGCUGGAAGGAGCCCAUCAGGUGGCCCAUGCAUUUAGGGCCACCGAUGUGUAUUAUUGGUGAAGAAGGGUCCGGUCAGGUGCAGCGGGCCUUUAAGACAGCGACUGGGCCUCUUUCACAUCGGCAGUGCUGGGAGGAAGUGAAAGAUGGCCAUUUCCUUGCAGCAGCAGGGCCCGUUGGCUAUCUCUUACAGGGUUCCUGCCAGGUUUACUAAUUUACCCUCUGUCCACACUCCUCUGCGGCAGCACUAGGAAGAAGUGAUAUCACAUCCUGUCACUUCCUGCUAGAGCUCUAUGAAAGCCGCGCAGGAGGGAGCACUGGCAAAAUUCAGAACCUGGGACCUGUUUCUGCAGAGCGGCCAGCAAGAUGAAGUAGUGAAUGAAGAGAGAGAAGGGGCAUGUGCAUAUUCCUACAAUAAAGGUGAGAGUGUGUGGGCCUCUGUGUGUAUGUGUGGACCAGUGUGUGUUGGUCACCGUGUGUGUUUGUGGUUCACUGUUUGUGAGUGUGGGCCACUGUGUGUUUGUGUGGGCCGCUGUGUGUUUGUAUGUGUGGGUCGCUGUGUGUGUGUGGGCCACUGUGUGUAUAUGUAUUUAUAAACAAAUAUUUGUGUAUCUGUGUGUGGCAGUGUGCAUGUGUCUGGCAGUGUAUGUUUAUAUGUCCAUACAUCCCAGCAUUCAAACACAACACAAUAAACAAAUACACCCCUGCAUUCAGAUGCCAACAGUGCACACAAAUGCACAACUGCAUGCAAACACUACUUGCAAAACGCACCACUACAUUCAAAUGGCAACAAUAAUUACAAAUACUCUCUCUGCAUUAGUUCAGCCACUGACAGGCAGCAUUUCCUCUGUGAGCUCCUUCCAGCCUCCCUUUUUUUACUAAAAUCGAUUUUUAAAAAUCCCCUUUUAUCUCUGGUUCCCCCCUCUGGCUCUUUGAGAAGCAUUUGGUUGGACCUUACAAUGGCUCCGUUGGCGUCAGACGGGAAGUGCCGAGCAGCGCUGUGAGCUUUGUUUGGUACUGGAUUACAGGAAGGUUUAAAGUCUUUUGAAAUUUUUUUAAAUGUGGGGGGGGGGAAAGAUGUUUUAAAAAGUGUUGGAGGAACCCGUUAAGUGGCAAUAUACAGAACCAACAAUAUCAGCUCUAUUUAAUAGCAGUUUCAGUUACAUGUCAGUCGUUCUUGUUGCUUUAAAUCUUCAUCAUUAUUGUUUGAGAGUGACAAGACUUGUUCAGCCUAGGGUGGCACUAGACUUUAACCUUGUUGCAACGGUCACUGUAACCUGUAUUUCUCCAACACUUGUACAUUUGGUGAUAGCUGAUUUUAAAGGUAUGUCAGCCGUAUAAAUUUAGCCAAUAUUUUGGGCUUGUAUGACUACUUCUAGAAUCCUCACUAUUGGUGAUGUGGAGGAACCAGACCCAUCAACAUAUACAUAUUGCUGGCUCUGAAGAUUGUGAGUUAAAUUCUGUGGGUCACUUUUACUGUACAUAUUACGCAAUUACAUGUGUGUCCAUUUGUUUCCAUUGUAGAGUCCCAAAGAGGCUAUCAAGACUAUUAAGUGAAUCAGUUUAUUUUUCUUUAGUUUCACUGGUCGUGUAGAAAUUAUUAUAAGCAAAACUGUGCAAAAAUAUUUUUUCUAUUUUUCCCUCUUUCAGAAAAUUUGAAAUAACCCUAAAUCUUGUGUUUGUGUAUAUAUAGGUGUCAGAAGAAACUAAUAUCUGUCCUUUAAAUCACAAUGGAAUGAACAUAUGACAAAAGUGCCAAAAAGGCCCCAAAAACAUAGGAUCUCAGACGACCUUUGUCCACGCACUGGUCAGUAUAGCACCAUUUAAUUUCAUUUAAUUUUACUGAUGGUCUUCCUGUUCUCUAAAACACAUCCUCUUAUGGACACCAGAAUGCAUUUUGAUUUCAUAACAACGGUAUUACUAUCUUAUUUAUGGGGAGAAGGCCAAGCAAUUGUACUAUUAUUUGUUUGAUUAUACUUUUUCCCCACAGAAUCCAUAUGACGUUGCAGACUCCACAUAAUUAGAAAAUGCCUAGCACCCCAAAUUACCUGUGGGAGUUGGAUGAUAUUUUAGGACAAGGUGCCACAGCAUGUGUAUACAAAGCACGAAAUAAGGUAAAUGAUCUGUUGUCAAACCCCAGAACGACUUUGGAGAAAAGUGCUGUCCUUGCAUCAAAUUUCCCUUCUCCUAUUUCCUACCCUUGCUUUUCGAGUGUCUAAAAUGCAUUGUAUAUAGGAUUGCAUCUCAGAACUCUCCCAUAAGCAUAACUCUGAGUUAUGGGUGUUUAAAAUGUCUAAUUGCACAUAUAAUUAAUUAGUUUCUCAAAUAAAAUACUUGACCUUGAUCCACAUUACCUACCCAGUUACUUCAUAAAUAACAAAUAGAAACCCACAGAAAUGACUGUAUUAAGUACAAAGUAAAAAGCGGUAUUUUGUUAUUUGGAAUAUUGGGCGGUGAGGGCAAGUUAACAGAGCUUUAAAACAGCACUGUCAACUCUGCAUUCAAAAUGAGUAUAUUAUAAAAAUAAAAUCUUUAUGAAAUACUCACAUUCACUGGUUUGGCAUUUAAGACAAAGUAGGGACUAUUCUGCCUUAGUAUUUUUUUAUGUGCUUGAUAAAGUUUGACAAAAGGCGGAGCUACCUUUUGUCAAGCUGUCCGUAAUGGUGCCUAAGGAGAAAAAUGCUUGCCGCAUCCUCUAUAGACAUUAGUGUUGUAUACGCUCAUGAGAGUAUAACACUGACAUCGGCUCAUGACAGAUGAAGCACCUGAAGCUGAAAAGGGACUGGCCGGUUCAGGUAAAUCUAACUCACCUUCCCCUGCACCCCUUGGUCACCACACUGCCAGUUGAUUGGUCGCCGUCUGUGGUCUGUUCAAAUUAUGCCAAGAGCUGCUUUAACACACUAUUCUCCGAUUAAAUUCUCAUUCUCCAAACAACUAUUUAUGCUACGUUAAUUUGUAGGGUUAUUCCCUAAACCAUAAAUUGUCCGGAAUCCACCAGGAAAUGUAAUAGUUGAGGCCAAAAUAGCAUGUGUUGAAAACUUCUCCAAAAUACCUAUGUUUCUAGUUCGUCUAUUCUGAUUGUUUGUGAUUUUGUGACAAGAGUAACCCUGCAUUAAAAAAAAAAAAAAAGACGAAAAAACUUUAGCAAGGCAAAAAGUAUUAUCAAUAUAAUAUUUGAGCUCAAUUAAUGUUUCUUUAGAAUACAUCACCUAUUAUAAAUACAUAGUCAUUAAAUGGAAAAAAAAAUUAAGAUUGCAUGUUUCUAUAAAUGAUAGCAGUGAUGACAUCACUUGUGAAAUUAUUCCCCCUAAUGGAUGGUAAAUAAUGCACCAUUUGGCCAUGUUUAGUUCUAGGGUCCUAACAUACAUGUACUGAAACAUACAUAAACAGGACUAUACAUAGGACACAUAUUUGACUCAUUCCCAAGUCUAAUUAAAGGUACACUACACUGUCCAAAUAAAGAACAGGGAAAGAAAAAAACACUGUUUAGUACAUAUACCCCCAAUGAAACCUUGCAAGCAUUUAAUUUUGCCUUUCUUUAUUGGGAAAAGUUGCUGAUCUCUCUGUGAGAAGUCUCGAGCUUAGAUCCAUGAGGUAAACAACAAAGGAGUGACAGGACUGGCUGUCUGGCAGCCAGGGGGUGUAACAAAUGUAAUUUAAUAAAAGUGCCAAUCUCUGCACUUUUGUUAAAAAAAAAAAAAAAAAAAAAAAGGAACACCGUUAAAGGACCACUAUAGUGCCAGGAAAACAUACUCGUUUUCUUGGCACUUUAGUGCCCUGAGAGUCCCCCUCCCGCCCGACUCUGGAAGGGGGAAAGGGGUUUAAACUUACCUUUUUCCAGCGCUGGGCGGGGAGCUCUCCUCCUCCGAUCCUCCUCCGUUCCGCCCCUUUCCUAUGGACGCUUGCAUGCUCUCACUGUGAAAAUCAUAGUGAGAAGCACGCAAGCGCCUCUAGUGGCUGUCAAUGAGACAGCCACUAGAGGAAAUAGGGGAAGGCUUAACCCAUUCAUAAACAUAGAAGUUUCUCUGAAACGGCUAUGUUUAUGAAAAAAUGGGUUAACCCUAGCUGGACCAGGCACCCAGACCACUUCAUUAAGCUGAAGUGGUCUGGGUGCCUAGAGUGGUCCUUUAACACAUAAAUAAAUUCAGCAAGCAGACAUCACCUUCCUUUAACCUUUACACUACUAUAAUACUUACAAGACCCUUAAACCCUACAGUAUCCAUGCCCACUUUCCUAGCUUGGAAAAAUUAUGUAAUAUAAAAGAUACAAUGAACCUGGUACUGAGGGAAAAUAAUGCCGUAUUGGCGGACAUAAAAGGGACACUAUAGUCACCUGAACAACUUUAGCUUAAUGAAGCAGUUUUGGUGUAUAGAACAUGCCCCUGCAGCCUCACUGCUCAAUCCUCUGCCAUUUAGGAGUUAAAUCCUUUUGUUUAUGAACCCUAGUCACACAUCCCUGCAUGUGACUUGCACAGCCUUCCAUAAACACUUCCUGUAAAGAGAGCCCUAUUUAGGCUUUCUUUAUUGCAAGUUCUGUUUAAUUAAGAUUUUCUUAUCCCCUGCUAUGUUAAUAGCUUGCUAGACCCUGCAAGAGCCUCCUGUAUGUGAUUAAAGUUCAAUUUAGAGAUUGAGAUACAAUUAUUUAAGGUAAAUUACAUCUGUUUGAAAGUGAAACCAGUUUUUUUUUUUUUCAUACAGGCUCUGGGAAGCCUUCAAAUAUAAAAUGGAGAAGGAUAGGUAGACUAAAAUAUUCAUUGUCUAACAGGAUUCACCCCCUGUGCCUACAAGAGCACCUAUAGCUGUAAUAGAGCCCAGUACAGAGGGAGGGUAAUGGAGAUAAUUAUAAAUUAUACCUUUUAAACAAUUAUACCUUCUCAAUCAUAGCCAUGGGAGGUGUGGCUAGGGCUGCGUAAACAGAAACAAAGUGAUUUAACUCCGAAAUGACAGUGAAUUGAGCAGUGAAAUUGCAGGGGAAUUAUCUAUACACUAAAACUGCUUUAUUUAGCUAAAGUUAUUUAGGUGACUAUAUAGUGUUCCUUUAAUAAUUGUGUAUUUGGAUGUAUCAAAAUCCCUCAGUGGCAUUAUUUUCCCACCAUACAUGCCUCACCUAUGUUUCAAAUGUACAUAUACUUGCAUGCAUGCAUGCACACAUUUACAUAUCUGCAAUUAAGAGAACAUUUACAAACUUGUUUAAAAGGUAUAAUUUAUAAUUAUCUCCAUUACCCUCCCUCUGUACUGGGCUCUAUUACAGCUAUAGGUGCUCUUGUAGGCACAGGGGGUGAAGCCUGUUAGACAAUGAAUAUUUUAGUCUACCUAUCCUUCAUAUCCAUUUUAUAUUUGAAGGCUUCCCACAUUAUUUACUAUCAGGAAUUAGACAUGACUAUGUUCCAAUGUCCUUUUAGAAAUAGGCAGCGAGUUUCAUCUUUAUACUUAUGCCUGCUAUUUAUGGGAGUUGGAUUCCAGGUCACUACCUUAUUUACCCCACACUCCUGUGAUCAUCAAACCUCUAUUCCAUUGCCUAUAUGUGUGUAACAGUUGUAGGCAGGGAGCUUUCAUUUAUGUGUCUGAAUCCUGUUAUACGCUACAAUAUCCAUUUGGUGCUGAUACUACCAGUUAUUCCCUAGUAUAACACCCCACUGAGACAAAAUCUUGACACAGACAUGUGCAUCGAUUUCUACCCGCUAGGUUGGUGAUACGCUUUACCUUGAUCCUGGAAUAGGUAGUACGAUAGGAUUUACGAAUACUACAUUUUAGUUCUUACUAGGUGGUGAUUAUUCAUUUAGACCUUUCAUAGUCCUAUUUUUUUAUCUAUUUAUUUGGGAUUUUUUUAUUUUAUUUUUCUAUUUUUAUUUCCUUACAUUUGGUUUGUUCACAGCACACGAACACCAUGGUAUUUAAUGUUGGGCAAUUUUAUUAGUUUUUUUUCAUCAAUAAAGUUUUUUUCAUUUUUCAAAUAUGAGAUUUUCCAUUGUCUGGAUUUAAAAUUUUUCCUUUAUUUGUUACCCAUCCCAGCUCUCUCCUGGGUACACUACCUUUUCUCAAUAUACAUAGUUUAAAUUUUUUGUUACCAAUUGUAUACCAAUCCUAUAUUUGGCUUACCUUAUACCCUAUGUUUUUUGUUUUUUUUGAAUAUCAAAUUAGUUUCAGGUGGAAUGGGUUUUCAAUCACAAUUUUUUUUUUUUCUCCAUCAUAACCUUUUUGGCUUUUACUAUGUAUGUAUGUGUAUAGAUCUUUUAUAAAGAGAGAGAACACUUUUUUUUUCCUAUGAUCUGGGGGGGUGGCCAAGAACAUAAUUGUGCUUAAUUGUGUCUUGUCUCUUAUUUCUGCAGAAAUCGGGGGAAGUGGUGGCAGUAAAGGUGUUUAAUAACCUGAGUUAUCACAGGCCGCCAGAGGUCCAGAUGAGAGAGUUUGAGAUGCUGAGAAAGCUCAACCACAUAAACAUCGUCAAGCUUUUUGCUGUAGAGCAAACUGUAAGCCCUGCUCAUUUCACAUCUUUCACAAUGAGAUAAAUGUGGUGGUAGUUCUCAAAAGCCAUCUCAAAAUCCUAAGCACAGGAGACCAGCAACCUCAAUAUAUUGACAGUUUGUCGUGCUCUUUUGAUAAUUUCUUUUAAUCAAUGUACCCGUUUUAAUGUUUCUUGUCUCUGCUUUGCAUAAGUGUUUACUAUUUUUCAGAUACAUGUCUCUGUUAUAUAGAAACUGAAUCAUAUAGCUCUAUAUUGAAGCCCAAAGAUAACACAUAUAACCGUAAUGAUUCAUUGUUACAAACAAUCCAUUUCUGCUAAUCCUCUCUUAGAACCACAAAUAUGCAUUAUAAUAUAGUUCUCCUUAGUGACCUAAACCAAUAUACCACUUACAUCAUAGUAUAUAAUCCUUUAUUAUGUGCUGUGGUUUUUGAUACUUGAAAUAGCUCCAGGAAUUACCAAUUGAUUUUUCCAGUCUAACAUCCUUCUCUUCUGUGUUCAUCAAUCUCCUUAUGACUAUGACCACCACACAUCUCCGGUGGUUGUUCAUUCAAUCGUUGUUCCUCCUCUUGCCCAUGUGAUUUCUUUCCAAUGAUUCCUCUGAUUCGCCAUUUUCAUCCCCAGGGCACUUCCCGGCAGAAGGUCCUAGUUAUGGAGUACUGCGCUAGUGGGAGUCUGCUGUCUGUCUUGGAGGAGCCAGAGAACGCUUUUGGACUGUCGGAGUCAGAGUUUCACAUUGUGGUGGAUUGUGUCGGUGAGAUGCCAUACAUUGAGAAGUUCAGGUGUCUGCCUCCCUGAUAUUCAUUACUGCCCAUGUGUCAGUCUACAAAGAAAUCUCCUGACUCAUAAUAGGGAUUUAUGUUUCAUAACCUGUCCAGAGUACUUUGUCAUGAAAAUAUAUGUAAUACCGUUUAGACAAACCCUUCAGGACAAGAUGAUGAAGGAAAAUAAUAGGGUAAAAACAACCCACUAUUUUAAUGCAUUAUAUACAAACAAUGAAAAAAUAUAUAUUUUUGCAAAGUUUCCCUCAAUGCACUUAUCAUGGUUGCUACCACUUUACACACUACCUGGUUCCCUGUUUACUGAACCAGGCUAUGUGAUGGUCCAGAGAGAAGAGCGCGAACUCAUGUUCAGAUUAAUUUUGUAAAAAUGUUUUUAGUUCAAUACAAUAUAUUUAUUAACUGUUGUUUUGGGGUUUUUUAAAUGCUUGUAUUUAGAUUUUUUUUGUCUCAUGCUAAAAAAAAGAUUUAACCAAAGAUGGCGCGAUUUUUGUGAUGUGCAAGAAUUGUGUGAGAUCUUGCUCUGUUCCUUCUAUAAUAAUUUGUUCUGUUGAAUUCUCAGUUGCAGGAAUGAACCACCUUCGUCAAAAUGGGGUAGUACACAGGGACAUCAAACCCGGGAACAUCAUGCGUGUGAUUGGGGAAGAUGGACGAAGCAUUUACAAACUGUCAGAUUUUGGUGCGGCCCGCGAGCUGGAUGAUGAUGAGAAGUUCGUAUCCAUUUAUGGGACUGAGGAGUAUUUGGUGUGUAGUUGCUAUAUAUUCCACUUUUCUCCCAAACACACAUUAUAAAAAAACACACAUUAAAAAAACCUGAUUACAUGGCCUACAAAUUCUACAUUUCCUGGCAACUCUACAAAUUCGUUUCAUGUGUCGAGGGAGUAGUUUGCAUUGUAUUGUGUGUAUUGGGGUCUGCUUGUGGUCUUGAUGAAUGAGACUGAGUUGUGUGUGAGAGAAAGAGGAGUGACUGUGUAUGAGGAUUACUGUGUGGGUGUGACAGUGACUGUGUGGGGGUGACAGAGUGACUGUGUGUGGACAUGAGUCUGGGAGAUAGGCCGUUUUUCUGUACAACCUCCCCACACUGUGCGGUUCAUUUUUUUCAAAAUUUAUUUUGCUUUUGCCUCCCUCCUGCUUACCUUUUGGACAUGGAGGGAGCUACUCUUCAUUUCUCUGAGGGUUCAUUCUCUGAGGGUUCGUUCUUUUUUGAGCUACUAAGAGCUCUGCUGUAUUCAGCGUGGACAGUACAAUCCCUAUCUCAGGAUAUAAAUUUCACAGUGAUUAUGUUUUCUCCAUACAAUAAAAUAUGUGGAAACAAAUAGCUGAAAUGUCCAAUGGCGCUGUAUAAAGACCAAUAAUUAUGUAGAGUAAAAAGUAGUUAUCCUACUUACAUGGUCUUGGGGUAUAGAGCGUUGGUGGUGCAACCCCCACCUGGGAUGUAUGGAACCAGAAAGCAAAAUGAGUAGCAGAGUAAAAUCCAAAAUAAAUUAAAUUUAAAAAGGAUCAACUUUAUUACACUAUAAAAAGCAACGGUUAAAAAAAUAGUAAGAAUAGAUAAUCAAAUCCACACUUAACACGUUUUACUUUCAGGUUUCAUCAGAAGUGUGGAGCUCUUGUCACUUUAAGGUCUAAUUUGGAACCUUGAUAAUUUGAUCGUCUCUCAGUGGGAAAACAAAAAUUAAUGUGUACCUUUCUGACUUUGUUAUUCCUCUGUAUACUUUCAUUAAUUAAAUUUUACUCUGUAUUACUGUCCUUUCAAUGUUACAUUUUAAUAUUACAUCAUAAAACAUUUCAGUAUAUUUCAAUAUCACAUUCUGUAUUAUUCCUAAAAUGCCUUUGUGCCUUUGUAGUGUCUGAAAUUACUUAAAUUGUUUUAUUAGCCAUUCUUUACAUGAUAUGCUAUCCUUAAAUAUAAUGGAUAUUAUGUCAUUACUCUGAAGGGUAAAUUUAUUAAUCUGCGAUCUUGUCCAUAUAAUUACUUUAAUACCUUAUCUUUGGGAUGUAGCAGAAAUCAAUCUGUCUCCAAUGUCAUGCUCUGAUGCUUUGCACCCACACUUUGGUGACAUCAUUACUCUCAUUUUGUUUCUUCUCAGCAUCCUGAUAUGUAUGAGAGAGCAGUGUUAAGGAAACCACAGCAGAAGGUGUAUGGGGUUACAGUUGACCUGUGGAGCAUUGGAGUAACCUUUUACCAUGCAGCAUGUGGUAGGCUUCCAUUCAUCCCAUAUGGAGGAACGCGGCGGAAUAAGGAGACCAUGUGAGCAUACAUUUUACAAAAUGGGAACUGGAUAUGUCAGAGUAAAUAAGAAAAGAUUACUUGAUGAAGAGAAGGUAUAGAGUUCUUUGAAACAACCCUGACUCUUUACUUCCUUAGAUGUGCACAAACGUUCAAUUUAAAGGACUUUUCCCCAAAAUGCCUUUUAAUGCAAUAUCCACUUAACUCCCCAUGAUCCUUUGUAAUCUUUGUUCCACCAAAACAAAGCCUCAAGACGCUUUCCAAUUUUUUUUCUCAAUUUAUUGAUUUGAAUAUUGACCAAGCCUUUCCCACUAAUAUACCCCAUAUAUCUUAUAUGUAUAUAUCACUUCCAGGAGGAACAACAUUGAUGAUCUUUAAAAAAAAAAAAAAAAAAAAAAAGGCGGGAAACUCCUUUUUAAAUCCCAUGUAAAACCAUUAAAUUAGAGACUUGGUCCAGAGUUCAAGGAUUACAUGAGAAGCAUCUGAUGCCCAUGCAUACGCUAGUCAAAAAGUUUAAUGGAUAAGAGACUGUUCUUUGUAAAAUAUGUAUAUUCCAUAUAUGAAAAAAAUAUGAAAAAUACAGCAUGGAAUAAUUACAGUUUAUAUGCAGAGAUACUCCUUGAUAAGUGUCAUGACAAGGCUUGAUUGGCAAGUUGUAAUUGAACCUUGUUGAGGUGUACCAAGAUGGAGGUGAGGGGGUGGAGAUCAUUUUAACUAUGGCUCCAUGUGUGAGAGAGAAUCCUAUUCAGACCUGGCACAGCGAGGGCAUACACAACAAACGCGGAUUUGAAACAGAAACAUUAGUUUAUUUCUCCCAUUCUCUGUAUGCUUUCUCUAUGCUUACUGCCAUAGUCAAAGUACAGAGCUUGUUACAAUGAUUGAAAGGGAGCUAAGAGCAAGGCACUUCAGAAUGACUCCCUCCAGUUUCCUUCCACCUAUUAUUAUUGAUUAUAGCCGUCAUUUCAUUUUACUAGUUGUAAAAGCCACUUACGACAUACAAUUGUCCAAAACAGACAUACUCAGACAGGAGUUACUGGAUAUGACUACUAAUGAAGUGGCUUUUUAAAUAAAUAAAUAUAGUUUGUUUUGAGAUUUUGAGUAUUGCGACUGCUUCACAGUGUGGAAUGUCAUGGAGUUUGUGUUGCUAGAGUUUGUGUGCAUAUUGUCUGUAAAUGUUACUGUCAGCAUGUCAAACACACAUGUUGACAUUGUACACACGCAGACACACUGACAGGGGUUUUUUAUGUCAGUAUGUGUGUUUGUCAGUUUUUCUUUGUGUGUAUUCUCAGUAUUUGUCUUUUUGAUGGUUAAUGUUUGUUAGAGUUUGCAGAGUAUAUGCUUGUAAUGUCAGCAUGUGUGUUUUUAGUGUUUCUGAGUAUCCAAUGUCAGUAUGUGUGUGUGAUUUUUAUUUCUGUGUGUAAUAUCAGCAUAUGUGUUUGUUAGUGUUUCUGUGUGUGUGCCAUUUCGGCAGUGUAUUUAUGACUUAGAAUUAAUGGAUAACAGCAACCAAAUUUUAAAGUAAAAAAAAAUAAUCUUGUUUACUCUCCCAAGUAUGGGUAUGAAAAAAUUAAUUCAGCAACAGGCAGCAUACAAAGUGACAGAUUACAUUAGUUUACACGUUUCCUACCCUUGUACUAUAACCAAACUCCACUUUUAGUGAAAAACCAUAAUAUGGAGUACCCGGAGUUAUCAAAUAUCAGUUAUAACAAUACAUUCAUUUUGCACUAAAAGUGGAGUUUGGUUAAAGUACAAGGGUACAAACUCGUAAACUGCUGUUAUCUGUCAUUUUGCAUGCCGCAUGAAUUUUCAUACCCAUACGUGGGAGAAUAAAGAAGAUAAAUUUUUUAACUUUUGAAAUCCAGUUUCUGUUAUCCAUUCAUUUUGUGCAUUCAUUUGUGUGGUUAGACCACCAUAUUCCAUCAGCAAAGGAUUGGGGUAGAAAGCCAGGUAUCCACUGCCUGUGGAAUUAAGUCCGGUGUGCAUAUAUUACUCCAGCGUUGGUGGAUAAUUGAUUACAUUUGGAGAUUGUGAUUUAUAGCCCAUUCUAUAGCCCUCUCCAUCUAUAGCUCCCUCGUCUACAGCCCCCACCAUUUGUAACCUCCUAAAUGUAUAGCCUCCAACAUUUACAGGCACCCCUUAAUACAUUUUAAAGUGGGUGUGGAGCAUGUAUCUGCCACACUAUCUGUUCCCUCCCCUUGGUUCAGUACCUGAAUAUUAUUGUACACUGUAAUAUUAAGGCGAGCACUAGACGGGUGUGUGUACCAGCUCCGUACAUUCACAGAAAUACUAUUGCAACUGUGCAGUGUUAGGCUGUGCUUGUCAGCUACAAAGGGAAAACUUUUAUACCUCCUGCCACUCACCAACAUCCUUAUCCUAUUGCUCUGCGUCAGUACGCUGUCGCAGUGUGUGCAGUAGUUUGACAUCACUGCGUCCAGUAUCUAGGGAGCUGUGCUGAUCAGUAGUAAUUGAGGCACAGCUCCAUGCACUGUCUCUACUCGCCAGAGAUGAGUUCUUCUUCAUGAUCAAAGAUAGGCAUACCAAAAAAGAGGAUAGGGACAUUGCAGCGGGAGUGGGAGGAAGUAGCGUGCAAGGAAGUUGAUGUAUGUGCUUUUAUCCCUCUCCUCUGACAAGACAUACUAUAGACAAAGCCAGUGACAAAAGAUCAAAUAACACAAUGAGGCAAUGGGCUAGGGAUAUAGAAUUAGUGAUUGGUGGACCAAGUAGUCUAGUGGCACGGUUUGGAAAUAAGAAUGUGGCAUGAGGAGGAAGGUGCCAGCUUAGAGAUGAGACAGAGGUGCAAAUAUAUCUACAUUUAGACACACUGACAUUCCACCAAAAUCCACGCCUGUAUUCACACACAUUAUGACUCUCCAGUCAAACACACUCCUCCGUUCACAUUCAAAGAUGUUAUGUUGUGGAUCGCUGUCUAUGGACCAUUAAAAUGCCAUGCAUUUUGUGGUAGUGAGUAACUUUAACCCCUUAAGGACACAUGACAUGUGUGACAUGUCAUGAUUCCCUUUUAUUCCAGAAGUUUGGUCCUCAAGAGGUUAAGGCCUAGUUAGUAACAUAGGCCUUGAAAUGCCAAGCCUGAGCAUGAUAUGAGGCAUACCUUAUCUUCUGAGUUUUGUCUCUCCAGCUCUGUCAGAGGAAAAUUACAAGUUGUGGGGGUGAUGAGUUAACAUCUGUGAGCGGAGGGAGAUGUGAAUGUCUAUUAAUUGUAUCUUGUUGGCACACUGUAUAGGUGAUCUCUUUAUAAAUCUAACCACUUCCCAGAUAGUUUAAAGAAACACUAUAGGGUCACGAACACAAACUUGUAUUCCUGACCCUGUAGUGUUACAAACACAAUCUUUCUCCCCUAAAUAUAGUAAAAUCCUACCUUUAUUCCAGUCUGCUUCUGGCUUUGCCCAUGAUCUGCCUGCAUGGGUGACAUUAUCAGAAGUGAUUCUCUGAGCCAGUCACAAUUCUUUCCCAUUGGAUUGGCUGAGACUAUCAAGAAAGCAGGUCAGUGGCAGAGCCAGCACAAGCCGAACACAGCCCUGGCCAAUCAGCAUCUCCUCAAAGAGAUGCAUUGGAUCAGUGCAUCUCUACGAGGAAAUUUCAGGGUCUCCAUGCAUAUGGUGGAGACACUGAAUGUCACUGUGCAGCACUGCCCCUGGACACACAUCUAGUAGCCCUAGGCUGUAAUGUAAACACUACAUUUUCUCUGGGGAAAAAAAUACCUUGUUUACUGCAAAAAGUCUGAAGUUAAUGAUUAUACUCACCAGAAGAAAUACAAUAAGCUGUAGUUGUCCUGGUGACUAUAGUGUACCUUUAAGAGAAGUGUAGUUGUAUAAUACUGCUAGGGGCCGUUUAGGAUUCUUGUAAUGAUGUAUUAUAGCAGGAACUGUCACAAAAGGGUGAUAUAUUAUUACAAGUAAGUGUAUAAUUUUGAUUUUAUUAGGUACAAAAUAACUACCGAGAAGCCAACAGGUGCAAUUGCAGGAGUGCAGAAGAAAGAAAAUGGCCCUAUCGAGUGGACUUAUGACCUGCCUAUUAAUUGUCAGCUGUCUGUGUAAGUAAAUGUCAUGCAUGUUUGUUAAUGUGUUUAGUUGCCACUUUUUUGUGACAUUGCAAUUUAAAGGAACGCUCUAAGCACCAUAACCACUACAGCUCACUGUACUGAUCUUGUUGCUCUAUCAAACAGUUUGCUAAUGAGUUGAAAACUCACCUGGGAAUGCUAGGCGCCCGUCCUCUAAGAGAGCCAGAAGCGAUCAGGGAACAAGUGAACUUAUCAUGAAAAUGUCAUCAUCAAGGUUAUUCACGAGAGAGAGAGUUAUGUAGAAAUAAAAAUGAACUUUGAAAAGAAAGCAAAAUUUGCCCAACUGGAAGUAUAGCUGACUUUAAGAAUUUUUCCAUUCUUGCUAUUUUGGCCUUAAAUUUUAAACUCUGUUUGAAUUCUCGACAACUCACUCACUAGUGAAUAAUCUUGCUAAUAUCUCAUAUCAAGUAACAAAUGUAUCAUUGAUCACAAUGAUCAAUUAUAGAACUAACUGCUUAAUUAGAUAUAAAGUUUGUACUCCUCUACUUGCGAGUGUGCUAAUGCCACCAUCAAGCCAUCUUCGUGGGUGUUACAUUAAGGUAACUCUUACCCCCCAGCAAAGCGUUCUUUGCACCCUCCACUAAUGGGACUGCUUGUUCUUUUGAACACUUCCACAGGUUGGACUCAGCUCUCCUAAUAAGUCUUUAUGCUGGCUUCAUUGCCAGCAUUUCAAUGUCAGAAUAGAGCAGGACAAACCUGUUCACUGGGAAAAAAAUUAUAGUGGGUGCAGUGUCUGUUUUGUAGCUGUUGUGAGAGAGCAGGAGCACGCUGUUUAGGAAGGCAUGCUCAUGCUUCUCUUCUGUCACUUAACCCUUGAUGUUUAAGCAGUGCUGUUGGUAUAAUCCUCUGUGUCAGGAAGUGAUUGUCAAGAAGGUAGGGAACUUCAAUUUAAAGGGACACUAUAGGCACCCAGACAACUUCUGCAAAUUGAAGUGGUCUGGGUGCAGUGUCCCCCUUAGUCCUGCAAUCUAAAUUAUUUAAGUUUUAGAGAAACUGCAUGUUCUGCAAUGUAAAUCAUUGCAGUUUUAGAGAAACUGCAAUUUUGCAGGACUAAGACUGUCUCUAGUGGCUGCCAAUCAUCCACUAGAGGCACUUAUGGGUUUUACCAGACUUUUGGUUGUCUAACUAAUGCUGGACGUCCUGAUACUCUGCCUGAGGACGUCCAGUGUCAGUAAAAUCCCCAUAGGAAAGCAUUGUGUAUACCCCAGUGUAUACACUUUAACAUUUAACAUUUCACUCUCUUUAAAAAAAUAAAUAAAUUAUAGAGAUUAUUUCAUGGAAUAUUGCACGUAUUUUCUUAUCCUAAUGCUUCUAGCAGCAUUGAUAAAGACUCUCAGUAGACGUCUGGCAGAGCUAAAAUACCUGUGAAGCCUAUUUGCAAUUUUUAUGCGAUAAUUAUCUAUAAAUCAUUGCAGUGUGGAGUGCUAGCUUCCUCUUGUUGUUUUUUGUUUUUGUUUGUUUUCUUCUUUCUUUCAACUGUACUUUCUUUUCAACACAAAUGUCUGCCCAUGUGUGCCAUUUAUAAGUGUCAGAAAUUUCCUCUGUCUGCUUUUCAGGGGGAUGAAGACCCAAUUAGAAGCCAUCCUUCCCAAUAUCCUUGAAGCUGACCAAGAGAAGUGCUGGGGCUUUGAUAAUUUUUUUGCAGAGACAAAUAAAAUGCUUGAGCGCAUAAACUUCCAUGUCUUCUCCCUGCCACAAGCCACCAUGCAUAGAAUCUAUUUGCACCCUUACAGCACGUGAGUGUUCGCAAGAGGUGAUAGAACUUGAAAAUGAAUCACAAUGCAAAUCUUGCUGGCUUUAACGGAUUGGGUAUGCAAUGCGGACACAAGGGGGAAGUCUAACCAUGGGGAAAUUAUAUCUUUCUGUUAAUUUAAAAAAAAAAAAGUAUUCAGCAUUUAGAUUGAUUUAAAAAAAAAACAAAAAAACAUAACAAUUUAACACAUCCACCUACAAUAUUUACAUUCUUAAAAGAUUUGUUCACACCACAGACUUGAAAAUAUGUAAGUAAAAAAAAAAAAAAUUUAAUCAGCAAACUGAUGUUUUCUUAACGACAUGACAAAACAAGACUUGGAAUACAUUUCCUGAUAUUCGUGUACGUCAAAAAUAGCACUUUCCAAAUAAAUCAUCUAAUAUUAGAAAUGUCCAGUUUGAGCCAUUUUGUUUCUUUUAGACUAUUUUCAAAUGUAUCAUUGAUAUGGUAAUUUACAAUGGCUACUAUAAAAAAGAUAUUAAAUAAGAAAAUGUGUGGUUUCUCAAGCAAGUUGUAGUCGAGAUCUUUUGGCCAUGUGAAGGUCGUGGAGAAACAGUUGCAAAUACAACUCUAGUGUUUUGGUAACAUAUGUUUGUGAAAUUUUCUCCAUGAAAACUUUUUAUGUUUUAAAAUUAUUAGAAGGAACACUUCAGCUACCAUAAGCACUGUAUUGUUAUGUAGUGGUUAUGGUGUUAUAAGUUCUUAACUAUUUAAAAAUGAUUUGACAACUUACCUAGGGGUCCUGUAUGGAGCAUACAGGGCCAGCUUCAGAAGAGGAGGUGACCCAAGGUAAAUUGUCAAACCAUUCUUAAAAAGUUUGACUCGUGGUCCCAUAACCACUACAUUGGGUUUUAGUGUCUGUGGUGCUCAGAGUGUUCCUAAGAUUUCUGUGUCUAUUUCUACAGAUAGACGGCUACGUAUCUACGGUAGUUAAAGGGUCACUCUAAGCACCAUCACACAUGUUGUAUGAUUGUACAGUUAGUGGUUUGCAGAACACCCUAAGCCUACUCUUGGCUGUGAGAAUGGCUGUUCAGUAUUAAUAUUAUCAUUUUUGCUACAGGCACAACUUGGUUGAGAACUCUCCCCUCUUCAGAAAGAGAACUGUGCCGCAUAUCGCACAUGUUUAGAGCUGCAUAUGUGCUUCACUUACAAGGACACUAUUGUUACCAAAACAACUUAUGUGCAUCUGUUACAUUUAUGGUUUGUUAUGAUUGAAACUGAUCUUUUGGGAUUCAUUUAGAAUCCCUUAAACUCCUGGUAGUCUAGAAAAAGAUUUCCCUGACUGGAAGUCUCCUCCUGGUUUAGAUUGAUUCUGCCUCCAUCUGAAGGUAAUCACACUAACCAAAGAUUUUUUUUAAAUUUUUUUGGAAUAUCUAUGUAAUGCAUUAAAAAUUAGUAUUUUUCACCCCACAGUUUUCCUGUUCAUGUUUACAGAUUUUUGUGAAAAGUUCACUGUUUUUUGAAUGUGGUUGUUCUUAUGCAGAGAAGUUUAUUGGUGAAAUGCACAUCUAUGAAUAAAUAGCACAUGCUUGAAUUAAAACCAAUCAAUUUUACAAGAUACUGAUUAAAGGGACAGCCCAAGUAACACCAUCACUUGAUAUUGAAAAUUGCAUUGUGUGUCUGAAAUUUAUGUGUUUUGUUUGGUAUUCUCUCUCAUUAUAUCUCCUAUUGCUGUUUUAGAAUGGCUAAUUUCAUGGAAGUGGUAGCCACGUACACAUUCAUGGCUCCAGAAAGACAGACUUAUUUUUAUGAAGGCCACCAUUACUUGAUUAAUCCAGCCUUGGAGGUCCGGGCCUUGCCCAAGACUACAGAGCAGUAUCCUCUUAUACUCAUUGGCAAUGAGUUCCAAACUCUCAAUGGAGUCUCCUUCAAAGACCGUGAGUUUUAUCAGAUUUGUAGCUUUAAUUGUGCUGCUUUAACAUCUAAUCUAUUACCUGCUACUGUCCCAUAAGCUGACUGAAGGCAUUCCCUCUGAUAUACCAUAAUUAAACAGUGAACAUUCUAUUCUAUUAUUUGUGAAUGCAGCUGUCUCCUGUUUGGACCUGUAAUUAUACAUUUCUCUUCUGACAUUUUAGUUCUUUUGAAAUGACCAUUAGUGAAAAAAAAUAAAAAUUAUUUUCUACUAAUAAGGAAGUGCAAUUCUGUAAUGACAGAAUGAAAAUGUGGCAUUUGGCCUCUUUCUAAGCCAUCACAAUGGAGGAAUGGGCGACUAAACCUCAAACAUUCCUCCCUUGAUGCUGAAUAAAAAUUAUUUAAUGGUUUAGGGGGAGACAUUGAUGGGGACGAGUGGCAGGAUAUGUGGGAAGCAGCAGCAAAGGUUUCAGUAUAUGUAACCUCUCAGGAACAAAUAUACAAGUUAUUCUUUAGGAGGCACACCACCCCCGUACAGCUCUUAAAAAUGGGAGAUCACCCCUCAGAUGAUUGCUGGAGGUUGUGUGGGAUGAAAUGUAUAUAUACGAUCUCUCCCUUGGGAGGUGUUCGGUAGGCCGUUCGAGUUUUUUUUGCUCUCUAAGCUGUGGAGGGUCUGACCUACCGUGAACAGAAACUGUUCAAUAAAAUUACACUGGCAGCGAGACUGGUUCUAGCAACUCACUGGCUACUACCCACUCGCCCAUCAUUAGGCGAGGUAAGUGCUAAAAUAGAUGACAACCAUCUAAUGCAGGGGUCAUCAACCUGGUCCCUACCGCCCACCAGUGGGCGUUUUAGGAUUCCAGAUGGGCGGUAGCAGAAUCCCCCCUCCAUCCAGAGAGAUGAACGCUCUAUUAAUCUCUCUCACACUCAGUAGUAAGCAGGAAGUGCGGGCGUGCAGAUAAGAGUGCACAAAAGCACGAAUGUGUGUGACUGAACGCGCAUGUGCGCCCGUAUCGCAUGUACGAAUGCGUGUGCUCGUGGGUAGAGGAAGGGGAGGAGUUGAAGUAGGUAGAGAGAUACACGAUAGCAGGGAAUGGAGUACUUGUUAAAUAGGAGAAAGAAGGAGCAGAGUACUUGUAAAAUAGGAGAAAGAAGGAGCAGAGUACUUCUAGAAUAGGAGAAAGAAGGAGCAGAGUACUUGUAAAAUAGGAGAAAGAAGGAGCAGAGUACUUGUAGAAUAGGAGAAAGAAGGAGCAGAGCACUUGUAAAAAAAAAGAGAGAAGGAAAAUAGUGAUUCUGACACUUCUUUAUUAUUUAUAGUAUUUAUAGUAAAAUAAAUCUUUAGCAAUGUUGAUUACAUUUUUUAUGUUCUCUUCUGUUAAAAGACUCUCAUUGAGUCUCCAUGAGGCGAAUUCGUUAAAAGUUUGCUCUUUUUUCAUGGUAACUAAAAUAGGUGCAUGGUCUAACCAUGAUAUUACGUCUAUUUUCGACUUGGAAUAAUUCUUUAAACUUUGAGUAUUUGUCAGAACAGAGACCCAAAACUUGAGGUUGGGCAAAACACCUGGCCCAGAUCGAUAUUAAACUAUUAUUUCUCAAAACCUUUAUAGAACAAAUUUCUCCUGCUCUAGAAAAUCUAUUUAAGAAAGUUCAAGAGCAAAAAAUGUUUCCUGAAGAAAUGUUAAGAGCUCCCAUUCCAAAACCUGGAAAAGACUCCAAUUUUGUUUCCAAUUACCGUCGAAUCUCUUUGAUAAAUAUGGAUGUUAAAAUCUUAUCAAAAAUGUUGGCAGAGAGAUUGAAGUCAGUGAUCCCAGAUUUAACAAGCCGAGAUUAAGUGGGAUUUAUUACUAACAGGUAUGGAAGCGAUAAUAUCAGGACUCUGAUUAAUAUGAUUUCCAACAUUAACAACCAUAUUUCAUCUGCUUUUAUUACUGUCGAGGCUGAAAAAGCAUUUGAUCGAGUGAAUUGGAACUUUUUAUCACAGGUUUUGGACAGAUUUGAGAUGACUGGUCUAUUCAAAGACCUGGUUAUGAGUCUAGAUACCUGUCCAUCAGCUAAGAUACAAAUAUUAGGGUCAAUCCAACUAUAGAGAAAUAGAAAAUAACAUAGUGCAACUCUGUAUAAUAAUAAUAUAAUAGUGAUGUGUGCCAAUGGGUCACUUUUUAAUCAAACACUUGGUGUUUAAUUAAAUACUACUAAGUAUUGUUGGUGGAAAUUGUAAUAUCACUAAGUGAUAUAGUGAAAGAGUUUGCACUUUCAUCCAUCAGCUAAGAUAGCAGGAUAUGGAGCAAUAUCAGAUUGGUUUAAAAUAAAUAACGGGACCCGUCAAGGUUGUCCACUUUCUUCUUUAUUUUAUAUCCUGUCUAUUGAACCACUAGCGGCACUUAGAGAUUCAAAUAAAGUCUCUGGAAUUCCCAUGAUAGUAAGGGAAAGUAAACUCUUAUUAUACACUGAUACUAUACUUACUCUUAGCGAUGUAAGAAGUUCAAUUCCAGCUACUUUAGACAUCAUUAAAGAAUUUGGGUUUUAUUCAUGUUAUAAAUUAAAUCUGAAUAAAACGCAGUUUAUAUCUACUAACUUUACAGAUGAAACAAAGGAAUUCCUCCAGACAACAUAUCAUUUUACCUGGAACAAGGAAACAAUUGAUCAUUUGGGCAUUGAGUUAUGCUUUGAUGUGGAUAAGAUAGUGCCCUUAAACUAUAAUAAUCUCCUAAAAGAAAUUAAAAUUAUUUUGGACUCAUGGAGUAAAGCUUGGGUUUCAUGGUUGGGAAAAAAUAAUGUUGUGAAAGCUUACAUAAUGCCUAAAAUAGAACAUGUGAUGAGAAAUAUUCUUUAAGUAUUCCAGUUCAAAUAUCAGAACAUUUUCAUAACUUGAUGUAGAAUUAUGUAUGGGAUAAAAAGGCCAGGAUCUCUAAGACAAAUAUGAUGAGAAAAUCGGAUGAAGGCGGAAUGUCUUUCCCUGAUAUAUUUCUUAUUUCUAAUUCUAUAAUGUUUUCCCAUUAUAGAGUAUGGAACACCAUUGGUAAAAACCCACCAUUAUGGUAUCUAUAUGAGAAAUCAUGUUGUAAUCAUGUGGAUAUACUGGCUGGAACCAUGUGUCUUCAAAAUCUUAAACGUAGAUAAUAGAAUCAUCCACAAGAUAUAUUCAUCAGUCAGAAAUAUAAAAAAUAAGUAUGUAGACAGCAAGAAUACUUUACAUUUUCAACACCUUUAAAAAUCUUAGAAAUAUAUAUUCAAUAUUUGAAUUUUUAAAAGGAUGGAAAGAACAAGGAAUAGAGCAGUUUGGAGAUCUCAUGGACAAAGGAAAGAUAAUGAGGUUCUCCCAUAUAGAGUAUCUUUUAAAGAAUAUUUUUCAUAUCUAAGAGUGACAUGCUUUUUUAUAAAAAAAAAAAAGCUAAUUACUGAAAACUCGAACAAAGAUAAGCUACUGAUAUGUGUGGAUAAAGAAAAAAAUCAUCCCAAAAAUAAAUAUUUUACUUUAGUAAAGAUAAUGGAAAAGCAUUGGGAAUGAUAAAUUGGGAAAAAGAUCUUGAACAAAAAUACUCAUUAGAAAACUGGUUUAGUUCUUUUAGAAUGUUUUAAAAUACAAUACAUUGUGUUAGUAUCUGGGAAACCCAGCUUAAAAUUAUUUAUAGAUGGUAUCGAACUCCAUAUUUAUUACAUAAAUUUAAUAUAGAUAACCCGGAAAUCUGUUGGAGAUGUGAAAUGGAAAUAGGAACCCAUAUGCAUAUUUGGUGGUCUUGUAAAAAACUUGACUUAACUAAAAGAUGGAUGAAGGAGUUAAUAAAAUAUGUCCUAAAUAUCGAACCAAAUAUUGAGAUAGAAAUGGUUUUUAUUUCACCUAGCUUUACCCAAGACUACCAAAUAUGCAACAUUUCUAAUGAUCCACAUUUUUAUGGCGAUUAAACUCUGUAUGGCACGCUAUUGGAAGCUGAAGGAUAUUGCAGGCCCAAAAUAAAUGUCAGUUCGAAUGCCAAAGUAAUAUAGAAAAAGGGUACAUAUAAAGCCUUAAAUAACCUAAAGAUCUAUAAUAAGACUUGGAAUCCCUGGGCAUUAUACUGCAAAAAUCAAAAUAUUUGAAAAGAAUCUAUAUUCAACUUAGGACUCCACUGUAACUAAUCGAUAUCUAGCAACCCUCGUUUGUUAAAUUUAAAAAAAAAAAAAAUUGGGGGGGAUGUUUUAUUGAGGUAUAAAUUGAGUGUAGUUUACGGUCGAAUUAUUUUAACAUCAAGUGGCUCAAAACUCAAACAAAACUAUUUCUUUAAAUAAUAGAUAAUCGCCAAACCUAUAAGUUGACUAGACAGACUCUUGGAAAAUGAAUGCUGCUUGUAAACGUGUAUAUAUGUGUGAUUUGUAUAAAUGUUUGUUUGUAACCAAUAACAAUAAAAAAAUUAUAUUUCAUAAAUACACUUCAGCUUAUUUAACACUAGCACUAUUUGAUUUGUCUCCCACAUUGAAAUUAGUGUAGGACCCACCGAUAUUGGGGUACUGUGAAGUAGUGGUGGGGUCAACGCAACAUGGCCAUAUGGUGGAACUGAAUCCCCAUAUUUGUUUUGCUGAGAUAGGUGAUUUAAGGCAGCUGUGCAAAAUUCCUAUUUUAAUCAAACACAUAUUAACAUAUUUUAUCUCCAGAGUAGUUGGACAUAUAGGUGAACACGUUUAGAAUUUCUGGUCAAGGUUGUCUUUUUUAAAUGUAUACGCUAUUAAGAAAAUCUUCUCCUAACUUCUCUCUCUAUAUAUAUAUAUAUAUUUAUUUUAUUUUUUAUUUUUUUUAGCUUCUAGUGAUUAUCCCAGAUUCCUGCCUUCUGUAAAUGUAAUUGGUGACUACACAACUGCAAAGGUAUGGAUAACCUUAAAAUAUGCAAUAAUAAAGAGUAACAUGAAUAUGUAAUUUAACGCUAAACACACAAAAUAUUUUAAAGGCAAAACAAAUUAUAUAUAUUUUAAGAUCUUUUAAUAUACAGAUAACUAUUGUCAAAUACAAUAGCAGAUAUUGGGAUUAGGGAUUUACACUAUCAAGCAUUUAGAAAUACUGAAAUGGUAUUGCAUUAAAAUACUAGUAAAGUAUAAAAGGUUGCCUAAACAACCACUAAAUCUUAAGGUAGUCAGUAAUAUAUAUAUAUAUAUAUAUAUAUAUAUAUAUUUUUUUUUUUUUUUAAAUAAAUAAACUGCUUAAUUCCUUUAUUAGCUUAAAGGGGCAGUAUAGGCAAUGUAAUGCUCCAUUUAGUUGAAGUAGUUAUAAUUUCUGAAGUCAACUGGUGCUGACUGUUUUUACGUUUUAAUGCUAAGUGUGAGUCCUCAGCAACCUAUCCCUUAUGUUCUGAUUGAUUGACCCUUCCACCUCCUGGACAGCUCACUAAGAAUGCAGCUUCAAAAUGGAUGCUGUCCAGGAGGUGGGAGGGUCUGGGAGGAAGGGUCUGCUGCUGAUUGGCUGGAAUGUGUCUGCUGACUGUGAGGUACAGGGUCAAAGUUUACUCAAUGAUGAGUCCGUGGCGAACCGUUCGGCGAACCGUUCGGGACAUCACUAUUUAGGAGUAAUGUUCCUAGAUAUUUUAAUUGGGAGAACUGCCAAUUAAUUUACUCCAAUUUUGUGUCUAAGAUGGGACUUUCUGGCCCAGUUGUUAUUUGCAUAGAUUUGGAAGCGAAAGAUGGGACAAUAGUAGGUGGGAGUAUACUAGUCAUUUUCUGAUACUUAGGAGGUAGGGUUGCAAAUGUGGUCGGUUUAAGUAUAUAGGAGCUUUCUUGGUAGCCACAGUAUGUUUCUGAGUUCUGCAGUAGUUGGAUUUAAUAUGUAAUUUUAGCAGAUCAGGACCCAUAUUUAUUUCAGUGCUGACUAGAAUAUUGGGGAAUCGUCUGUUGAGAAAUAUCUCGAAAUAAUUACAAAGCAGCGGAGUUCAGACUUUUCACAUGUUUCUUUUUCCUAUAUACAUGGUUCUCUAGUUUUUUGGGGGGUUUUUUUGUUCUUUUUUUAAACUUUUUCAUUUGAUUGGUAAAGGCAGUACAGAUCAAAAAACAUAUCACACUGUACAAUCACUGAAUAUGAUCCUGUCUGAGUUUUCAAAAUAUUUUAAGAAAACCUGAGAUAAUACAAAAGAGCAAAAAAUGGGAUGGGGACGAAGCCUGCAUCGGACCGAAACUGUCGCAUUGUAAUUGAUUACAAAUCUGCAAAAGUAUAGAGCUCCAUUGCUUUUUUGGAGAGUAAACCCACCUUUCCUUUUGGAUAUGGGUCGCAAAAAAAAAUAAGAAGCUAAUAGUGAAUAGAGCCUCUAACAUCCUUGAUAUUAGCAUUCUUAUUCAGUGCUCUCAAAGUGAAUUUUGACCCAAGAUGGCACGUCAUGUAGAAGGGUUCUCUUUUUCUUCCUCAGAAGACAUCUCCAUGGAACAUGGAGAGGAGACCUCUUAUAGCCCACCACUUAAUGCUACUCCAUCAUCCAUAGGGAACUUCCAACCUUCAGGGCUGCUGAAAAGUAUGCUUGCAGAACUGUGGUCCAACAUUGGCUUACAACAUUGGCUCCCACUAUACUAGAUUGCAUCUAUUGAGCAGAAGCUUACUGACCUCCAAUCGAUCCACCAAAAUACCAGUUUUUGCAUUGCAUCAGAAUACAGCUUCUACUGAAAAAAAACUAAUUUUAUUUACAUGCUAUUUGUGGCCUUGAUGCUGCCAAAACAAGCCCAAUCACUUCAUCUAGAUAGCAUGCUCUGUCCGAGUUGACUGCUUUAACGGAAAGACCCAAUUUAAUUUUAAAGGCAAGUUUUCCUCUUCUAUCCAGAUCGAAUACUUUCCCGGGGCAGGUCCUUAUGGCAAGUUCUUUGCUUUGACAUCUCUUAUUGCUGAAGUAUACUAAGAUUUGCACUUGUUCACUUAUCAGGACUCUGUUUAUUGAGUGCAACAUUUUCAAGUUUUGGACACACAAGUGAGGCAUUGUACUGGCUCCCAUAGUACAUGCUGUAGGCCUUCACAAAUUUUCCCUCCUCAAUUUUAUCGUCAAACUUUGCUGAGUUGGCAAUUACAUGAUCUACUCUACACUCCGAACAUGCCCAGGACUGUACAGCUCUAUCUACACCUAAAGAUAUAUGCAAUUUUGCUUUUUUUGCAAUUAUUCAUUGUUCUAUUUCUUUUUUCAUUUACUCUCCCGAGUGGACACUCUCCUGAUUGAGUAAGACUUAUGUCGCUUACAUUUUGUUUUGGUUUUUUUCAGUUCUUCACUUUGGCUCAUAUUGGUACAUGUAUUUGUAUAGAUAUAAUUUUUUUCUUGUUGAAACCUGUGAACUAUACCUACCCCCUUGUCUUGAUGAUAUGAUCAUGCUUAGCUUCUGUAUGUUGACGUAUUUCGGUUAGAUGCUGGUUUGUUUAUCUACAGGAUUGUUUAAUAAAUGUGGCACACUAUUGGUUCUCAUUGUUAGCCCUUUAGAGAUCAAUGAUAUGUCACUAUGCUAGUUUUACUUUUACUUUAUUAUUAACCAUACAAGGCUUCAAUCCAUCCACUCAUUGUACACUGUACAAUGCAUAUUGAUACUUGCAUAUUGUUGACAUGCAUGUUUCUCUUAUGUGUGGAUUGAGAUAUAUAAUUGUAUUUUUGCACACAAUGUAAUCAAGGCACAAUGAAAUCCUAAGAAUUUAAAUGUGGGUGCCAAUAAACAGAGAAUUUAUUUGUGUACAAAUGCCCUUCAUACCUAAAUAAAACAAAAUGUAGAAAAAGUAAAACAAUAGUAAAUAGGAGGGGUGAGAAAAGAGAAAUGAAAGGGUUACCACCAUGAGUGGUAACAGAUGUUGUCUCUAUUCCCGUAUGCUUAAUGUAAAUCCUGUGCAUGUUUUACAUCAUGUAACAAUCCUGUAAAGACAAAGCUCCUGCAAAGGAAAGCAAGCUUGCCCCUCCCUCCCACCCUGUGUGCGUCUCCUCCCACCCUGUGUGCGUCUCCUCCCACCCUGUGUGCUUGCAUGUGAAUUAUAUGUGUAUGUGAUGCCAUUUUAGAAUGAGAGUUGAUUGUCAGAAAGCUGUAACAAAACUUGGGACAAAGUGGGAUUUUCUCAGACUUGAAGGGAUCCUAUAGUGCCAGGAAAACCUGAAGAGAUUAAAUCCCCUUCUGCCACUUACCUUAAUCAAGCGCCGGGAUCCCUCAGUGCUGGUGACCUCUCCUCCCCUGCCGACGUCAGCUCCCGAGUGGAGCCGAAUCCGCAUGCGCGGCCAGAGGCGUGCGCACAUUGAAACCUGCCCAUAGGAAAGCAUUACUCACUGUUUUCCUAUGGGGAUCUUUUUUGAUGCUGGAGGUCCGUGAGGACGUCCAGUGUCAAAUAACUGCGAUUUGGUCCGUGUAAUGGAGACAGCCACUAGAGGCUGGAUUAACCCUGCAGGGUAAACAUAGCAGCUUCUCUGAAACUGCUAUGUUUUCAGCUGCAGGGUUAAAACUAGGAUGACCUGGCACUCAGACCACAUCACUGAGCUGAAAUGGUCUAGGUGCCUAUAGUAGUGCUUUAAGGCAAGAAGGUUUAUGCAGGAUUCAGCCUUAGUUAUAUCAUCAAAUAUUUAUUAAAUGAUAAGCUUACUCUCUUCAACAUCUUUUCACUACUAAUAUCUUUCUUCGGAGUAACACUUAUGCUUUCAUCUACUCCAGGGGUAGGCAACCUUUUACAGGACUGUGCCGAUAUAGGAUUGUGAUGUCCCGUAGCGUGCCGGUCCUAUUUUUUUUUUUAAUUGAGGGGUGUAUGCUGCCGUAUUCUGCUUGUGUUAUUUUUACUGUAAUUGCUUUGUAUCGUUGUAUUUGUGCGUAUAUGCAGGGCUGUCUUUAAUAGUGACUGGACCCUGGGCAAAGCAUUUGCUUGGGGCCCCCUGGACCUUGUCCCCCCUCCCCAAGCAUGCAAUCACGUCCUCCACCUCAAUGCAGUGGCGGACCUAAAGUAGAGAGGUGCAAGAAUUUUUGGGGGUCUCCCUGUUGCAUGGGUGAUUAAAAGGUAGAUCCCCAUCUGUCGUGCAACUCCAGAAAUGCAUUGACAGCUGGGGGUCUACCAUUUACCCAUGUUUGCAGGUCUGUAUUUAGCACUAAGCAGUUUUUGUGUGUUUGAAUGUAAACAGGUUUUUGUAUGGAAUAUGUUUGUAUGUGGUGUUGGCGUGAUUGCAAGCAUGUAUUUGUGUAGUGUUGGUUUUUGAAUGCAGGGGUGUAUUUACAUAUAAUUUUGGUGUGUAACACAGACAUGUGUUUGUACGUAGUGUUGAAAUUUGAAUGCAGAGGUGUAUUUGUGUGUAGUGAUAGUGUGUGAAUGCUGAGAUGUAUGCACAUAUACACACACAACACACACAGAUAUAUAUACACACUGAAAUGCGCACACACGCAGAUAUACUGACACACAUACAGACAUGCUGACAUACAAACAUACUGACACACAGACAUGCUGACACACACAGAUGACACACACACACACAGACAUACUAACACACACACACACACUGACAGACAUACUGACAAAGACAUACACUUUAAAACCCACCCUCCAGUUUCCUACCUUUCCUGCUGGUGGCUGAAGGUGUUGGGAGUUGGGGUCUAGCGCUCUCGGCCAGCCCCCCUCCAAUUUGCCUACUCUUCUUUCCCGCGCGCUCCUCUCUUUGUGGGAGGAAGUGAUGCGCGGCCGUCACUUCCUCCCAGCCUGCUGCCGAAAAGCAAGGGGCCCGCUCGCGCUGUUAAAGCGCCUCAGCGUGCGCCGGGCCCCUGCUGACAGAAGCCCACCGGGUGGUCCUUUGUGCAUGGGCCACCUGUUGAGCCUCCUUAGUGUGCGGAUUACCGGCCAGAGGGUUAGAAAUAGUUGAGGCUAGCAGGGCUCAUGGUACAGCUGGCCAGUUUGCCCCACGUUAAAGACGGCCCUGCGUAUAUGAGCUAUUAUAUUGUAUAUGUUCAUGAGUAGUUUAUGGUAUUGUGUAUGAUGCAUAUGAAUGUGGGCUGUGUAUAGGGGCUGCUUGUGGAAUCUACAUAACAUCACUUUAGAGUAGACCUUACAUUUAUUAAAACCUUGUUUUAUUAAAAGAGCAAAGAGUGAUAUUUCCAUGCAAUGUAACAUUUUAUAACUCAGCAAUAUGAUGGAAUUUGGUGAGGGGCUGAAUAUUUUUAAAAGACUGGCUGUGUAUCUAUCAAUACUUAAAUUAUAAGAAUUAAUAACACAUAGCCAACAAUUAUGGCAAAUUUUCUCAACUUUCAUCUAAUUUAUUUUGCAUUUGAGGGCAUACAAGACUGUAAAACAAUGAGACAACGAUCUCUAUAUAAUCACAUUGCAGGUUUUCACCCGCCUAAGUUUCAAAAGGAUUUCUAAUUAGGGUUGUGUAAUAUAAUUAUGUUCAAGCAAAUGCUUUAAUUAGUAUAGUACAUUUUUUAUCAUCUAAGUGGCAAUUAUUUAGACUUUAGAUGUCUUUGAACAUUUAUAGUCCGGGAAUCAGGUUUUACAUUAUUAGUUCUAAAAACCUUUAUACGUGUUGAUUUGGUUUAGUAUUACCAUGGUUUGCCCCCAAUGUUUUAUUAGUAGGUGGGCAUUCUCACUUACAGCUGUAAUCAAGUGAGGAUCAAUUUAAAUUUAGAUCAACUCUGUUAGAUAUUUUUUCAUUUGUUUCAAUUGAAUCUAAAUAUUACAUGUUGGUUCUCAUCUCACCAUAGAACCCCAAGUUUUUUGAUCACUUAGUCUCAUCUUGUAUAUCCACUGUAUGUAAAGGGCAAGGAGGCUUGCGUUUUUUUUUUGGUUUUUUUUGUGUGAAAGGAAUGUUUGUGGUGCCCAUUGAAAUCACAAGUAAUGGAUUUAAAGGAACACAACAGGGUCAGGAACACAAACAUUUAGAAUGUGUGAAAUCAGGAAGGAGGCAGGAUGUGGGCGGAACAAACACAGUCUUUGCCAAUCCGCAUCUCCUCAUAGAGAUGCAUUGAAUCAAUGCAUCUCUAUGAGGAAAAUUCAGCGUCUCCAUGCAGAGCGUAGAGACGCUGGCAGCGCUGCCCCAGGAAGCACCUCCUGUGGCCACUUGAGAUGUCCCUAGGGGCAGGGUCGUAUUUGCCGCGUGGCAAACAAGGCAUUUGCCCAGGCAAAUACCUUGUUUGCCUGGCGGCAUUCGGCUAAGAGUGCAGGCGGUUGUGCAGCUAAGAAUCCAGGCGGGCGGCGCUGGCGAGGGAGCACUGAUUUGUCAUAUUCCGGCAUCACUCUGCGGCGCGCUAGGGAGCUGAGCAGAGACAGCGCACUAAUCAGUGCUCCCUCGCCAGCGCCGCCCGCCUGCAUUCUUAGCCGGACAACCGCCUGCAUUCUUAGUCGGACAACCGCCUGCAUGCCUGCCUCCCUUCCUGUCAGAAGCCCCACUGGACCCCAGGUAAAAAUAAAUCCACCCAGCACUCCAAAAGGUAGGGAGGCUGGGUGGAUUUAAACUAAAAUAGAAAAGGUAAUUGGUUAAUGUGGGGGGGGUGGAGGGGGAGACAUGGUUAGAUUGGAAGUUUUUCAUAUCUUAGAAUAUUUUAUAUUCUUGUAUAUUGUGGGUUUUUUUUUGUUUUUUUUAUAUGACCAAAAUUACCUAAAAAAUAAAUUGACCAACUUUGUUUUUCAUGUUUACUAAAAUUGUAUUAUAUCCCAUGACCCAUUGUUUUUGUUGAAACACAAUUUAAACAAAUAUUCAAACAUACUAAUUGGUAUUUGCCCUGAACUUUGCUAAAUGAGCAUCCAGUUACUGUGUAACCAGUAUGUCUUACCAGGCUUUUUGAACUUUUUCACUGCUAAACUAAAUCAUGUGUGCCUGGGGUGCAAUUAGCCACUGGAACACAAUUUAAAAAUUCUCUGCAGUGUUUCAAGCCGAUACACUGCUCAUAUCGGUGCAGUCUUGGAAGUAUAAUUCCCACUAAUCUUAGAAGGCAGUUAUAUGUAUGUUCCCACACUGAUUGGUGUCAGUCAUACUACGCAUUAAAUAGACUCUAUCAGCACCCACACAAUUUAAUCUCCACAAACGGCAAUGUUUUCUUUGUAGAGUUUACACACCUCUAGUGACUCUCUGGAAGACAGCCAGUACAGGCUCUACCGCAGCUAUAACAGUUAAUCUUCGUUAUAGCUCAAAUUACCUUCAUUUGAUUGGCACACUUCUCCUAUGGGGAAGUACUUGAUUGGCUGAGAUCAUCAAGCUUAAGGAUCUCAACCAGGGAGGCAGAGUGACAGCACAGAGACCAGCGCAGGGUGUAAAGUAAGUAAAUCUUACCUUUUUACUUACCCUUACAUAGAUAAGGGAACACUAUAGCGUUAGGAAGACAUGUUUGUAUAUGUAGAAUAACUUUUUUUGGGGUGGGGGUUGUGUGUGCAUGUGGGAUGUAACAAAACAUUGCAUUGAUGAUUUUAUUUUAUUAUGUGAAUUUGUUGACAACCUUUGAUAAUUGAGACUCACAAUUCUUCUACAAUUUUUUGUUUAUAUAUGAAAACGUGUUGCAUCUGUGUGUAUAUGGUGGUGCACUGUCUUACCAUAAUUUGUGCCAUUUCAGAAUGUCCUUAGUGCGGUUUAUCAGACAUUACGAGUGACACGAUUGCUUUUGAGAUGUCAAGAGUUUAUUCUCCGAGGGACAUACUGGCUUAUGUGAGUAAGUUUAGAUAAAGGUCAACAAAGAGUUCUUCUAAAUAUAUAUAUAUAUGUAUAUAUAUAUAUAUAUAUAUAUAUAUAUAUAUAUAUAUAUAUUGGAUAUGUAUGUUCAGGGAAGGAAGGCAGAGGGACCCUUGAGAUUACUAGCAUGCAUGGGUUGUAUGCAGCCUCACAACACCAUUCUUUUGUUGAUUAAAAGCAGAGGGAGGAGCAGUGGGAUGUAUGUUAGCAGAGUACUGCAGGAGUGAGACAACCAAGGCUGACAUCAGGGGGUGACGGCUAUUACUCAGGUAAGGAACCUGGUAGAGCAAUGUGGCCAGCAUGGAACAGGCAGCAUUCUGCUAUUCCAGCACACCAGGCCCCUGCACUUACCACACUAAUUGGCUCUUCUUCACGCCUGUGCGGCAGCGUUGUGAAGAAGUGAUGUCAUAUCACUCCUGCCAGCCCUCAUCGACGCCUUGUCGGAUGUUAGAAGAGGAGCCAGGCGCUCCAAGUGUUAUACCUGCCCGAUCAUCAUUAGACCCUGGAUGGCCACCUUCUUUCUGUUUUAAUAUAAUAUAGCAGGCUGUAUGUCUGCUAUGAUAAAUAGGAACAUAGAAAUAUUCUACAGUGUAUAUCUGGCUGUAUGUUUAGCAGUGUUUGUAUGUAACUGGGUGUGUUUAGCAAUGUGGGUGUUUAGGCAAGUGAGUAUCAGUUUGUGUAUAUUUGUAGUAGGGCGUGUGUGUUUGUGUGUGUGUGUGUAUGUUUAGCAGACUGUGUGUUUAGUAUUGAGUGUGUGUCUGGCUGUGUGUAUACGUGUGUUUGUGCCUAUUACUGUGCAUCCCUCUCUGGGAGCAUAUCUCUGCCUGGAAGCCAUGUGUGUAGGGGGGCGCAGCCAGUGUUUUUGUAAGAGGCUUUAAGAAUGUACAGGUUUGCACUUGUGUUAGAUGCCAUCUCAAUGCUCUCCAGGCCACUAGAAUAUUUCAUGGGGUAUAGGAUCUGCACCAAAAAAGGCAAUUGAAUUGCCCUUAUAUUUAAUUAAAUUAACUUUUCUGCUAUGUAACUAUGUAACUCUUCGUGUUAUCUUUUGACCUGCUCCAUACUGGUGUGGUACUGUAAUUACAAUACAAACACAAUGGAUGGUGCAUAUACUUUUCUCUCUCUCUCCUCUAAUUCAGUAUAAUGCUGUGGAGAUAGAGGGAUACACAAAAUAGUGCAGACAGCUUAACAAUGAAUACUUAAAGAACGAUAUGUGCAAGGAAACACUCACAAAAUCAGAGCCAAUAUAGAACCUGGCUCUGGUAUAGAUGGCUUCAGGAUCUAUUCCAGGGUGAUCCUAGCCCUUCUGUGGCUGGUUGAUGUCUCCAGUAGAGGUGUUUCCAAUAAAUAGGAGAGGAUCCAAUAGAUGGAAUAAUAAAAAGUAAGUUUAUUGAAAAAUAUAUAUAAAAAAACUAUAUAAAUAAUGAAAAGAUAAGAUAUCAAUAAGCCAAUACGCGUUUCGCCUGUUGUGGCUUCCUCAGUUGGCUCUCCAGUCCUAUAUCCAGUCCAUGUCCAUUAUAAAUACUUGUUUGAAUUACAGUUCGUGGGUAAUUCCGUUUUGGAACGCAUUUGUGUGUUCCAUUCCUUCAUUUGCAUGUACUUCCUCCUUCCGGCCGCGUGGGUAAGCCAAUGUCACUUCCGGGUUUCUAAAUUUGAUUCCGAGUGGAAUGCAUAAUGCGUUCCACUCCAAGUUACUUCCUGGUUCCCAUAUGACUUCAGCCUCCAAUCGUGAAUGGAACGCAUUCAUGCGUUCCAAACCUCCUCCUGGCCCUCGAUCCCACUGCGGUCAUGUAACCCAUGCAAAAGGGAGCAAAAACAUCAAGAAGCAUCACGCAUGAUUCCAUAAAAUAUACAUUCUUUUUCUUAAACAAAAUCAAAUCUAAACAUACACCUCAUACAAAUUCCACACAUUCUUAUAAAUUAUAUUACUUCAAGUAGCAGAUAUACAUGAAAUGGUAACUAUUAUGUAAACCACAUAAAUUGAUAUUAUUGGGCAUUUUCAAAUGGUGACCACGCAGAUUAUAUUGUAUACAACAAUAAAUAAAUGUUUGCAUUCUCAACCUUUAAAGUGACAGUGCAGAUUAUGUGGAAACGGUGGAUUUCUCUACCAGCUUUUAAAGGACCAUACAUAUUUUACCAAAGUGCAUAAAAAGGGGGGAAAGCGGAUCUUUGUAUAUGAGCGUAUCUAAUGAAAUAAUUAAAUGAUUACUUUCUAAUAAUAUUGAGAAAUAAAAUUACGAACUUAAAGGCACUAUUAUAUACCUCCACCUUUGUCUGCAGGCUCAAUCAUGACACUUUCAUCGUUCCUUAAAUUGUCGACAGCUUUAAAUUCUGGCAUAGUCAAAUUAUUUUGGAAAUAUUUUUUGGAGGAGUUGUAAUAUUAAAAACUGAUAGUUAUACUAAAGAAGCAGAAAGAAUCCUAUUAGACACCAAUACAUAUAAAAAAAUAAAUAUGAACCCAAGUUUAAAUAUACAAGAAAAAUUUGAAAGUUAUAUUUCAAAAGGUGUCACAUUAGGAAUUCUAACUGAAGAAGAGAAAAAAUACCUAUCAAUUACAUACCCAAAAACACCGUUUUUUUAUUACUUACCUAAAGUUCACAAAAAUAAAGACAACCCUCCAGGUAGACCAAUUAUCUCAGGGAUAGAUUCGAUUUCCUCAAGGGUUUCGGAAUAUAUAGAUAGAUUGUUACAACCAAUCGUUAUAAAGAAUCCUUCCUAUCUAAAGGAUACUAUCCAUAUGCUUCAAACCCUAGAGGAAAUUGAAUGGCAAGACAACUAUUUGUUAGUAACGUGCGAUGUCAGCUCUCUAUAUAGUAUUAUACCUCAUCAUUUGGGAAUAGAGGCAAUAAAAUAUUUCUUUUAAAAAUCCGAUUUUAAAGAAAUACAAAUUGAUUUUAUAGUAGAGGGUAUUUUAUUAAUUUUAACCAAUAAUUAUUUUUGUUUUAAGGAUUCUUUUUUUCUACAAAUUACAGGUAUGGCGAUGGGCACCAAGUUCGCGCCAAGCUAUGCAAAUUUGUUCAUGGCAUAUUGGGAAGAAUCAUUUAUUGCACAAAAUGUGCAAGCUGCGAGCUUGGUGUCCUAUCGCGGUUAUAUCGAUGAUAUUUUUUUCAUAUGGGAAGAUGGUGAGGCACACCUCAAUAGGUUUUUAGAAGCUUUGAAUCAUAACGAGUGGGGAAUCAUUUUAACAUCCACGUAUAGCAACAAUCAGAUCAAUUUUUUAAAUCUGGAAAUUUUUAUCUCAGAAUCAAAAUUACACACAAGGAACCCUUUUAAAGAGGUAGAUGCGAAUAGUUUCAUUGAGAAGAAAAGCUGCCAUUACACUCCCUGGUUAGAGAACGCUCCCUAAAACCAAUUUUUAGGAAUAAGACGUAAUUGCACCCAAGACAGUGAUUACAUAACACAAGCAAAAAGAAUUAAAGAACAAUUUGUAGAAAAGGGAUAUAACCCAAUAUAAUUAACAGCCUGUAUGGAAGAAGUAAAAACAAUAAAGAGAAAUGAACUCAUUAGAUAUAAAGGGAAUACAUCAAUAAAGAAAAGAAAUUUGAAAAAUAAGUCAAUUAAAGAUUCACUUCAUAUGCAAUCAUAGUGGGAAUAAUACGAAAAUAAGGAAAAUUAUUCACAAAUAUUGGCCUAUCUUACAAGAAGACACCAUUUUAAAACAGAUCCUACCUCCUAAACCAAUGGUAGUAUACAGAGGGUGUAAAAAUUUGAAACAGAUGGUGGUUAAGAGUAGCCUUACCACUAAACAAACUGGACAUUUCUUAAAUAAAAAUAAAGAUUUCUAUGGAUGUGGUUCCUGUCUAGCUUGUAGGGAAACUAAUCAGAAGAAGACAUAUUACUUCUUUUCAUUAACAGAAAGAGAAAACAUUUACGAUCAAAAACCAGCUAACAUGUUUUUCUAAAAAAGUUAUUUAUAUCCUUAAAUGCCCCUGUGAUCUCAUAUAUGUGGGAAGAACUAUUAGAAGUGUGCACGUAUGAAUUGCAGAACAUAUAAGGAAUAUAAAAAGGACUAGAAACACAUAGUGUUUCAAACCAUUUUAAAAUCCACCAUAAUAAAGAUCCAGAGAAUGUUUUUCUUGUGCAAUAAAAGCAGUACAUAGAGAUUGGAAGGGGGGAGAUUUUAACAGAAAAAUAGGAGAAGAGGAGAUGAAAUGCAUCUAUAAUCUUAAAACAUUGAUUCCACAUGGGCUCAAUCAAGAUUUUGAGCUAUGUCAUUUUUUAUAAUUUUAUAAUUUUGUAUAUUUUUAUAAUAUUUUUAGGUAUUUUUAUAAUCAAUAGUUGCUGGUUUUAAAAGAAAGAAGAUAAGAGGGGAUCUGUUUUCCUCUUCCUGAAUAGAGAUGUCGCGAACCGUCCGCGAGCUUCCCGCGAACGGUUCGCCGCGAACUCCGGUCAGCUGACACAUCCCGGCCAAUCUCCGGCAGACCCUCCCUCCCAGACCCUUCUACUUCCUGGACAGCAUCCAUGUUGAAGGCAGCUUCAACAUGGAUGCUGUCCAGGAGGUGGGAGGGUCUGCCGGAUAUUGGCCGGGAUGUGUCAGCUGACCGGAGUUCGCCGCGAACGGUUCGCCACAUCUCUAUUCCUGAAUAGUGUGCAUUUGAUAUAUUUAUUCUAAGCUUUACUAAGCAGGAUAUCAUGUUCCCUUCUAAAAUUAAAAAGACCCCUCGUUCAAGUCUGAAUAAUAGUGUCUUUAAGUUUGUAAUUUUAUUUCUCAAUAUUAUUAGAAAGUAAUCAUUUAAUUAUUUCAUUAGAUACAUAUACGCUUUCCCCCUUGUUUAUGCACUUUGGUAAAACAUGUAUGGUCACUUUAAAAGCUGGUAGAGAAAUCCACCGUUUCCACAUAAUCUGCACUGUCACUUUAAAGGUUGAGAAUGCAAACAUAUAUUUAUUGUUGUAUACAAUAUAAUCUGCAUGGUCACCAUUUGAAAAUGCCCAAUAAUAUCAAUUUAUGUGGUUUACAUAAUAGUUACCAUUUCAUGUAUAUCUGCUACUUGAAGUAAUAUAAUUUAUAAGAAUGUGUGGAAUUUGUAUGAGGUGUAUGUUUAGAUUUGAUUUUGUUUAAGAAAAAGAAUGUAUAUUUUAUGGAAUCAUGCGUGAUGCUUCUUGAUGUUUUUGCUCCCCUUUUGCAUGGGUUACAUGACCGCAGUGGGAUCGAGGGCCAGGAGGAGGUUUGGAAUGCAUGAAUGUGUUCCAUUCACGAUUGGAGGCUGAAGUCAUAUGGGAACCAGGAAGUAACUUGGAGUGGAACGCAUUAUGCAUUCCACUCGGAAUCAAAUUUAGAAACCCGGAAGUGACAUCGGCUUACCCACGCGGCCUGAAGGAGGAAGUACAUGCAAAUGAAGCAAUGGAAUGCACAAAUGCGUUCCAAAACGGAAUUACCCACGAACUGUAAUUCAAACAAGUAUUUAUAAUGGACAUGGACUGGAUAUAGGACUGGAGAGCCAACUGAGGAAGCCACAACAGGCGAAACGCGUAUUGGCUUAUUGAUAUCUUAUCUUUUCAUUAUUUUAUAUCGUUUUUUAUGUAUAUUUUUCAAUAAAUUUACUUUUUAUUAUUCCAUCUAUUGGAUCAUCUCCUACAUAUUGGAAACACCUCUACAGGAGACAUCAAUCAGCCACAGAAGGGCUAGGAUCACCCUGGAAUAGAUCCUUAAGCCAUCUAUACCAGAGCCAGGUUCUAUAUUGGCUCUUAUUUUGUGAGUGUUUCCUUGCACAUAUCGUUCUUUAAGUAUUCAUUGUUAAGCUGUCUGCACUAUUUUGUGUAUCUCUCUAUCUCCACAGCAUUAUAUUGAGAAGAUGAGAGAGAGAGAAAAGUAUAUGCACCAUCCAUUGUGUUUGUAUUGUAUGUAUCUUUCUGUGUUGGUAUAGGGGAUACCACACGGUUGUUUGAGCAUUUUUGUCACCAACUGUGCCAUUGGUAUUUGUUUGGUACUGUAAUUAGUUGAAAAAUUUAUAUAUUUUUUUUAAAACGUAUCUUAAUCUUUGUUUAGUCUGUGAACCUGCAAUUUUGCGUGUUGACCUGGAUUCCUGUUAUUCAUAGUUUCUGAAAAGUGAACAGAAAUUAGAUUUAAAAACACAGGUUAACAGCUUGCACAUUGGCAUGAACGACACUCAGGAGUAAAUCUGAUUGUUCUGCUCAGGUUUUUAUUACAGAGGAAAUGCUUUCACAUGCACAUCAGACACAUACAGUCAAAAAACAGUAUUUCUUACUUGUGAUGAGUUUGUUAUAUGGUAAGCUGUUAUGCCUUUUAAUUAAAGUGAACCAAUCUGUUCAAACCAGCUUAUGUUCAUAAAUGGAUCCCUUAAAAUGGUGCCUAGCGGGGCUGUACCUUAAUGAAAAGGUAUGUAAUAAAAUGCAAAAUGGUAGUCUGGGCUUGAUUUUUCUCAUCUGGAGAUAGAUGGCACACAUUGGGCAAGAACAAUUCAGACUUGUUCCUGACUAUUAAAUUAUUGCCCAUACUACGUUUGAGCUGAUUUCAUUUCCAUCCACAUUAGUUACAGUUUCUGCUUCUUGUUGACAUUAAUUACAGUUCACAUUAUUCACAGUCUCUGCCUCUUUAAAUGGAAUGAGUGAUUUUUUGACUACUUUGUACUUUUACAGAUUAAGUAGUCCUGUCACCUAGAAUUGAACCUGUCAAGAGUGUGUCAUGGGAGCCAUUUAUUAGUGCCUGAAAUGGUUUGUAAAGCAAAUGUAAAAUAGCUUUCGUGUAAAGAUUACAGUUACUGAAAUAAUAACAAUGCUUAAAAUCUGUAAAAAUAAAAAAAAUAAUAUGAGUGUAGCUUGGUACAUUUUGUGAUAUAAUGAAUACAAGUUCAAACACAAUGUCUACAAUGCAGGCCCAUUGGCUAAUCAAACCAUGGUAAAAUAUGUCAAAAUGGUCUACAGAGCUUCUACCUCCCUUAGUUACAGUGGCAACGCAUGCAUAGUGCAGCUCCCCUCCAGAACAUUGUUGUCAUAAUAAAAUAAAAUAUAAAAAUGUAUUACCUGUGAUAAAAAUGGUAAACUAGGGAAAGUGUUACCUUACAAAUUUCUGUCAUAAAUGGUAGACCUACACUAUUUUAGGCUGGUACAUACAUACUGAUAAUUAAUUAUGUCUGUCUGGAUAAGUUAUUGAGAGCAACUGGGCAUGUGUAGAAUUUAGGUAAUUAGCUAAAAAUGACCACUCUCUCAGAAGGCUACCAAUGGCAAUUUCUGAACUGUCCCUUUUAAUCUCUGUGCCUACAGAAAAACAUUAUUUUUUUCUGUGACAGUGUUUCAAUCGGAAAAUAAUCAUAGCAAGAUAACAAUUAUACAAUGCGUCUAAUGACAAAGUGAUAUCAACAUAAGGUCAUCAUGUAAGAUAACAGUGCAAUUAUAGAUAUACAUGUACAAGGGUCUAAGCUAUCACAUAUUCUGUUGUAAUAAGAGAGAAGAAUGAUCAGAUAGUAAUGAAAUAGAGGUUCUCCCAACCUCCGCGCAAAUGGAUGUAUCCCUUGUUUGUUAAGAAAGAAAACUAAUAUAUUAAGCAAUAAUCCUUUAUGGACUACCUGGUGCUGCUGUACUGCAUUGGCUUUAAUACUCUGCUUCAGAGUUUGUAUCUCUGAGUGUCAUGGCCAAGAGAGAGUUCAAAAGAUAGGGAGAGAGAUUCUGGAGUACAGAAUUAGAAGAGAGAAGGGAAAAGAGAAAUCGUCUAGGUGUGGAGAGGGAGUGACAAUGUAAAUGAAGAUAUAGGGCAGCAAGAAUCUUUUGGUAAUAGCCCUUGCACCGGGCAAUGGUCCUUCCAUUAGAAGAAGGUGUCUGUUCACCAGCAGGAACCGCGAACUGGCAUGAAAUGCUCAUAGGUUAGCACCUUAAUCUAUUACAUCGCUAGACAGCAAUGGAGAGAAAAACAGUUCUAUGCCUUUGCCAGAGAUGAAUGUAUCUUUGGUAAUAGGAUGCAGCAGAUGUCCAUGAAGAAUAUUUAGGUUUCAUGCUAAAAAAAAAUUGCAUACUAGGUGUAUUUUAUUCACUAUGUCAGUAGUAUUUAAUUCACUACGUCCGUAAAAUAAAAACUCUCAGAGCAGUCUUAUGAUAAAUGGAUCAUAUUUAAUAAAUUAACUAAGCCACAUAUACACAGAACAAUUAGACUCUAAACACAUGCACCAAAUAACCAACACAAUUCUCUUUCCUAAACAAUAUUAACAUUUUAAGAUAAUACAUGUAGGGGGGUUAUUCACUAAACAGGGUUUUGAAAACACGUGCGUGACGUUCACAAUAGAUAAAUAGUGAAUGUGCUUGAUGUGGAGAGUGAUUCAAUACUGAAUAUUGACUAUAUCUUGAAAAUGUGUUCUCUAAAUAUUGUAUUACUAUUUAAUGAAGUACAAGCAUGUAUGCAGGGUGUAAGUGCAAAGUACAUGGCACUGAGACUGCAGAAAAAUGUUAAUUGCCCUUUAUACAGAACAAUCAAAAGCAACCGCUGACCCAUUAGUGCAGAGGAAUUGUCUUGUGCCUCACAUCAAAUCUAUAAUAUAGAUAAUGUAUUUAAGAAAGUAAUAUAACUUUAAAAGCCCUUUUCUUAAUUUUGAUAUUUCAAUUGUUUAAAUAUCUACACAUAUAAUCAGGCACAAACACAUACAAUCACAGUAAAGGGAAUAACCUAGCCGGUCCCUGUGGCUAAUCCAAAAUACGGACUACUAUUCUGCUGGUAAUAUUCUUGCAUACCGUUCCUGGCCUGUAUUUUUAGUAUUUUUAAUAUAUUUUGUUAAUAAACUUGUUAUUUUUACCCAUUUUUUUGUAACCAUUUCUUUUAAGUGGUUUUUUAGCGAUACCUUUUUUGUAUUGCAUUAUAGAAAACCGUUCUAUAUACUGUAUUUCUAUUCUAUGUGGUUUAUAUCUUUUUCUACAAAGUAUAAUAUUUGGUGUAUAUUUCAUUUAUUCUGCCCUUAGCAAAUGUAAAGAAAUACACACUUGCUGCACUUUUCUCUUCCUGAAUUGCUUGAUCUAUCUUAUUAAUUUUAUUACUUGCACUAUCAUAUUUUAAUCCCAAUUUUACUAUAACCAUAGUACUAGUGACAUCAUAUUCAAAAGCCAGGGUGUUAUUCCCUUUACGAUAUUUCUUUGGACAGGUUUUUGGUGAAUCCUUGCCUGUAUCCAGUUUUGAGCAAUAUACCAUAAGUAUGACUCCAUCAUCCCUGUGUGUUGCAAUAGGCAUACCAGAUCAAUAUUUUACAUACAAUCACAGACCUAGAUGCACAAUCACAAAUACACACAAUCACAAACACACAGACCUAUGCACACAGUCACAUACACACCCAUAAUCACAUAUGUACGCACACACAUACAAUGAUAUACACAUACAAUCACAUACAUACAUACAAUCAAUCACAGACUCUCACACGCAUACAUUUACAGACCUAUACACACAAUCACAGAUAUACCCCAAUGCAAUCACAGACCUGUACAUACAAUCCCAUACAUAAACACACACACACAAUCACAGACCCACACACAUAAAAUCACUGACUUAUAUACAGAUACACACACAUAAUCACAGAUAUACACACUCAGAGACCCUCAGACACAUGCAUAAUCCCAAACUUAUACACAAAAUCACUGACAAAAUAUACACAAAAAUCACAUAUACACCCAUUUAGUACUAAAGAGGUGCUACCUUGCUCUCGGAGGGCUGGAAUUGAUCCUCUGUCGCUGGUGGCUAGUGGUUGCUGCUGAUCUGAGAUCUAUCUCUGUGCUCUUCCUGCACAGUUCCCUCGCGCGUCAUAUCCUGGUGGCCAGCCACUGCAGGGUGCACGAGGUAGCUGUCUAGGAAGAGCACAGGAUGUAGUGGGCUAUCUUGCCGCCCGGACAGCAACCGUGCCGCACUGCUAGUGGUCCCGGAUGCAUGCGACCUUCAGGCCGUGGGGACACCCCAGCUUUAAGGCAUGCAUCAUCUAUGUGUCCACAAUGUUUCCACUGAUGUACCAGAGGAUACAUUGUGAAGAAACAUGUGGCAGGAGACUCAAAGUAUACCAUACGAGGGUCAAUUUACUUGACUUUUCUGAGGUCUGAGGUCAGAAACUGUCUCCCAAUGCCCAACAUUUUAAGGAUGGCAACCUUACUGGCAGAUUACUUUUUGGUCAGUAUAAAUGUAUGCUUAUACUUGGUUUAUGUGUAGUCAAAGGUAUGUUUGUGCAAUUUAUUAAAAAAAUAAAAUCUUGCUUUGGACUUGUUAGGCAUCAUCAUUUUAUGUGUGAUGACUUAAACAUGAAGGCCUUUGAUUUUCGAAAACACUGCUUUUGCAUUGCUAGAAAAAGGGACAUCAUCUGUUCACAAAAAUCACUACUUAAAAAUUCAGUGUUUUUGGUGCUUCUGUUGUCACUUUAAUAACAUCAAUUCCAAUUAUGUGUUUUUUUUUUCUUUUUCUUUUUGAAAAUACAUUUGUAGUAGGAAUGUCAGAUAUUGUCAAAUGCACUCAUGACAUACAGUGAAUAGUAAGCAUUAUGAGAGGUAAAGCAAGGUUGUAUAGAAAUCAACACUCCAAACAUUUUGAAUAUGUAAUCCUUAAAAAUGAAAGGAAAGGGAGUUAUAACCUUUAAACAAUAAGUCGCCUCCCAACCCCCUCCAAGCAACCUCAUCCCAUUUUUCUUCUUCUCCCAUCACAAGGUACAUUUCUAUUGGGAUAGUACAAUUUGGAGGAGUGAUGACCUUUCAUUGAUAAGUGUUUCUUAAUCCUGCGUCUGGAUUGGCUACACGGAUCGAGAAAUGCUAAUCAAAACUGCUCUUCAGAGGUUCAUUAAAGAGAGACCGUAUAAUUCGAAUACAGCAUGCACAUAAAAUUCAAGGGUCAUUUGGUUAAAAGGGGGAUAGUCUGUAGUGAGUUCAAUGGAAGGGGACAUUUGGCCCUUGUGUAUGUAUACAACAUAUUAAGAUAAAAAUGUUAUCAGUAUUUUUAUGAUUGACUUUUAGUCUUUUGUAUUGCAACAAUGUAACUUUCUCAUCACAGUGAGAGCAUUAAAGAACAAUGCCGGCGCAUCCUAGAUAAGAAUUCUUCAGUGGUAUCCAUCUUGAACUGUCUGGUCAAUAUUAACAACAAGACUACACGACUGUAAGUAUGGGCAGACCUUCUCGACAUCAUGUAAUCUAGACAUAACUCACGGUAUGCAUGAAUGGAAAAACAUACAAAUUAGCAAUGGCUUUACUUUUUUUAAGAUAUAUCUAGGUCUUUAAAAAAAUCUUCCACCUAGACAAGAUACUUUGUGUUAUACUUUUCAUAAGUACCUCUCUUGGCCGUUUGAUAGCCAGAGUAUGUUGCAAAGGAUUAUGGGUGUGCAAAGAUAUAUUAGUAGUACUAUGGUAUCAUUAGGUUUUUUUUUUAGCCAGACUUCAUCCACAGGUUUCAAUGUACCAACCUGACUACACUUGCAAGAAUGUAAUGCUUUGUAGGUAAUUGUUACUGUGAGCAGUGGUUCAGGCAUUGUCCAUUUAAUUUGUAAACUGGAUAAUAGCUGUGACAAGAUUUCUUGACAUUUACCUAGAGUUAGUGGCAAUUGGUACCUCAACCGUCCACCAUUCUAUGUAAACGUGCCACAGAAAAAACUGACACACUAAGCACUUGCAUAGGUUAUGAUGUAAGAAGCUCCCUGUAUUCUUAUGCUUUUCACCUGCAGCUAUUUUGAAGGAACACACCCCAUGCUUGAUGGCAUUACACUGGGAUUCUUUGCAUCUGCCUUACAGUGAAAGUAAUUGUAUAUUGGUCGGGCUCCCUUAUAGCUUCCAAUGACAUGUCCUGUUUUUCAGGCAUUAUUAACUGUAUUUAUUUUAAAAUAACACUCUCUAAGCACCAUAGCCACUACAACCUAAUGAUAGUAGUGAUUAUGGUGUUAGGAUUGCCCUGGCACCCUCCCAGAGUAACUAGUCAAACUGUUUAAGAAUGGUGGGGAUCUGCCACCUCUUCUGCAGCCGGAAGCUCUGCCACUGUGCCAAGUCUCAGAAUGAUGGCCCUGCACUAUAGAGCUUAGCUCACUGAAGCUACAGGAAGCUCCUUUCAGGAGCUUUUGGCUGCAGAGGAGGUGGAUCCCAGGUAAAUUGUACCAUUCUAAAACUGUUUUACAGGGAAAAAUCUAGGCAGGGGCCCAGUCAUUUCUAGGGUGCCCAAAGCAGCUGCUCCUUGAGCCCACCGUGGUGUGUGUGGCCUGCGUGGUACUACUAUCGCGGGCCACACAAUGAGGGGGUGGACCACCCGAUGGCAAUGAGUCUGCAGGGGCCUUAAACAGCGCGACUGGGCCCCCUGGGAUGAGGUCACUUCCUCCUAGCUAGAGGAAGUAAUAGAGGAGGAGUGCGGACUAGGAGAGAGCCCAACUCCCAACAGCCUCACACAGCCACUGGACCCAAGGGAAGUGGAGUGACUAAAAUUUUAUAUUUUCCGUGUAUAUCUGUCUGUGUAUCAGUCUGUGUGUAUAUGGAUGUAUGUGUGUUUCUGUAUGUGUAUAUGCAUGUGUCUGUUUAUCUGUGUAUGUACCUGUCUGUAUGUGUGUUUCUGUGUGUGUAGAUGUCUGCAUGUGUCUGUGUAUCUGUAUGUAUCUCUCUCUAUGUGUAUCUGUGUCUGUCUGUAUGUGUAUAUGCAUGUGUGUAUCUGUCUAUAUGUGUAUCUGUGUGUCUGUAUGCGUAUCUCUGUAUCUGUCUGUAUGUGUACAUGCAUCUGUAUGCAUAUCUGUCUAUACGUGUGUCUGUAUGUGUGUUAGUGUGUACCCCUCUGUUUCUGUGUGUGUCAAUGUUUGCUUCUAUAUGAGUGUCACCCUACGUACCUGCAUGUGUAUCUCUGUGUCUGUAUGUGCAUAUCUUGGCAUGUGUAUCUGCGUGUUAACACUUUUAUAAAUUAACAAUCAAACAAUCGAUCCUGUUAGUUAUUGGUUUGGUUAGCUCAGUGAAAUUCUAGAGGCAGACAACAGCCCAGAGUCCUGUAAAGACUUCUCAUUCAGCUGCAUUGGGAAGUCUGUGAUUGGACAGCUACAGAAAGUCUGUAUUGGGGAUGAAGGGGAGGGCUUGCAAAGGCUACAAACAAGAUCUGCAAUAAUUAAUAUUUAAUGAAUAAUUAAAUUCAUACAUGUUUUCAUUGAAGAUACUAAAUAGUGAUUUAUUUGAAUAGUAGAGUUAAAUAAAAACGAACAUCCAAGAAUAUUCAGAAUUUAGUUUAAGUUCUUGUCUGCAUUGUUGUAGUGUUGUGCCACUGAAAGCAAUGAGUUUCAUGUCCUCGAGAACCUGCCAGCAUUUAUUUUUCUACUCUGGAAUCACAGAAUAGCAGAAUUCCCAUGUUGAGAUUGCUCUCACAUUGGGUGCCUUACUCAGGAGCUAUUUUGGUGUUUAGCAACUAUACCCUCCUUCCCAAGACUGAAAUUUUUAACACUGGUUGCCUGGCAACCUCUGUUAACUCAUUGAAUUCUGAAUUCGUUAGCUACUCAAACCUAUAGCAUGCUUAUAUUUGUAAGCAGUUAUCUUAAAAUCUUAAAGCAAAGAGGAUGUCAGGACAUUUUGUUGGAGCACCUUGUUGGAGCUUUGUGACUGAUGGAUACUCCUCUCCCCCCCCCAAAUUAAAUUUGUUAUAGGCCAAGUGACACCGUAAUAAAAUAAAGACCACGCAUUUACCUGAUAGAUCUGUCAAAGAUUUACUUAUUAACUCAUAUGGGUUCCUCCUAGUUAUUAGGGUUUACGGUAACAUGUUUUCAUUACAGGGAUUAUUUUCUGAUGGUCCUUACUCAUUUUGUUUUUAACAACUUUCCUACAUGCACACAUACCUAUGGAGAUGGGGCGAACCACGAGUUUAACUCCUAUUCUAACUCACUUUAAGUUAACAGAAUUUUAGUUUAGGCAUCAUUUGUGUAGUUUUCUUUUCUUUUUCACAUGUUAUUUGUAUUUUUUGGGAUCAGUUUACUCAUUGGAAUUACAUUUAGUUUAGGGGUUUUCAUGAUUCCAAAAUGUGAUUUAUUAGCGGAGUCAGCAGCACCUAGAGGAAAAAAUAUUCGCUCUAACUGGAAGGAACAGGAACACAACUGUUCCAUAGAAAAGCAUAGAAACUGUGCAACAGUGUAACCUAGUGCAGUCGGUGAAGUCAAUCCGUGCCCUCUAGCUCAGCUGAGGAAUGGCCAGGGAAUGCUCCUGGUCUGAAUUGCCAAAGGGCAGAGUAUGCUUAAUCCCUACUCAACAGAUUGCUCAGAUCCCUACUCAACAGAGAACCCGGAGGUGUCUAAAUACCCCAACACACACAAAAAAAAAAAAUAUACACUAUUCCCUUCCUACCACAGCUCUAAUAAAUAUCGGGUGGAACAACAAAUAACAAACUUGCCCGGAAUAUAACUUUAUACUUGCCUAUCAAUGUCUUGCGUAUAGAUGCUCAAUAUCAAUUGAAUGAGAGCAUGGCUUGUGAGAGGAAUGCACUGUGAAUAGCCAACCAGGCUUUGCAACUCUAGACCUGCUGGGGCAUAUCAUGCUUCUCUUGACUGAAGAACUUUUCACUAUAGAACUCUCGCGCCAAUGGUCUGGGUCAUUCUAUUUUUUUUUAUUUGUUUGUGUUCUUCCUUUAUCAUUUAUUUAUUUAAUUAGUGGGGUGUUUGAUAGACAUGAUGAUACCUGUGGCACGUUUGGUAGGGGUUAAGGUAUGGCUUGGCCGCCAUCUGUUUUUUCUUUUUAACGUUUUAUUGUAGCAGCUGGCUUGUGGGAGCUGCAGUAAGCAAAUAGCCAGACACACAGCAUAUGGUAGUAUCCAGGUCUGAAGUCUGAAAUCUGGUGGCCAUUUGGCUUGCAGAGCACUGGGUAACCUGUGUGUUACCCAGACAUGUUUGUUUCUUUAUAGUAUUUGCCCUUUUGAUGAAGGAAUGAUCCUUUGCUCUCUGUAGCCAGCUAGCACGAGGGUUUACACAGAAUUACUGAAUCAACAUGCAGUAUUCGUUGCUUCAUGCCCAUAAAUAUUAUGAAAUGAAGUUCAUAGAAGGAGAAAGUAUUAAAAUAAAUCUGUCUUUGGUGUAUGCAUAUUCAUUCCACAGGUGCAAUGUUAUUUACAAAGGAAAUUCUGAAGUUCUGGACAUGGAGGGGCAAGGAGAAAGUCUAUGGAAGAAGCAGUCUGUGAGUUACAAGCGUGUCUCCUAUUUAUAAUCAUUAAAGUGUUAAGAAAUUCAAAGUCUCAUUCUUUAUAUUAAACUAUGCUCGUGCUUUUAUCAAUUAAAACCCCUUUAUAAGCUUUGCCAGAAUUUUGCUUUGUCAUAUUUUCACUGAGUAGUCUUCUGCUUGGUCCUUGCAUGCAUCCUAAGAUGAACAUAACCAUCUUUACAACAUCGAUGAAGAACAGUGCUCUGCAGACACUCUCUAACAUUUGGAGCAAUCUCUUCUAUUAACAAGAUGUGAUCGAUCCAUGUUGCGUUACCCCAGUGUAUAUUAUUUUAGUGUUUACUGGGAUGAAUAAUGUAAUGGAGAUAAAAGAAAAAAAAACAACCUUUUCACUGCCUCAUUUUGACAACUUCAUCCCACGAUGCCUGAUACAUGCGCCCUCCCACAUAUAAUGGGAAAUGACUUACGCACACAUGUGGCAUUUUCUACAGCCAUAUGCACGUAUGGGCCGUGUGUACAGCCAUACAUGGGUUAUCUAAUUUACAUACUUUCUCGAGCCACGUCUGGCAACGCAUUUACAUUAUAAUAAAAGGAAUUAGAAAGAAUUUUAAAAAUAGCACAACAAGCAGCUAGGUAUUAGGUUGUGCUAAAAUUAAGGCAGUGAUGGUUCCUCUUUAAAUUGUGAGCUGUGAUCUGCAGGAUAUCAUGGCUCAUAUUUAUCAGACAAACACUUGGUUAUUCUCCUGCAAAGUUCUAAUUUUGGAGCAGUAACUAUGGAAACAAAUACUCAAAUUGAAGGCCAUGGUUAUCAUGGUAGGAUAGCUUAAACUCAGACUGUGAAAGAAAGCCAUGAAUCAUUCAUUAACCCUUUUGCAUAUUAAGCUGACUAUUCUAUGAUGUGCAAGCUUACAUAUUGUGUGCUAUUCAUUCCUGCCAUGUAAACAGCUGCACAUACAGAGAGUAACUCUUAACUGCUUAAUAUUUUCUGUACAUCCCUAAAAUGGUUGUUCUGUGUUCUUAGGCUAGAGAUGGAUGUUGCUUGCAGGGCUCAAAAUUUCCAAUGCUACUAGACAGGCGUAAACGUUGCCCUUCACCGCAAGUAUGAAGUGUCUAUAGCAUACUCAUCAGAGAUAAAUCUCUACUUGCAAGGCAGAAAUUAGUGGCCAAGUGUGAAUGUUAGGAAUGCUACUUGCAAAUUUCUAUUAUCUACAAGAAGAGACUGGUCUGUUAAAGUACUCAUAGAUGUACAUAGAAACUUAUUUCAGAAGCACUUGGAUUCCACUUGGGUAAAAUAAUAAUUGGAUCACUUAGCACAGUGAUGGCAAAGAUCUUUGAGCCUGAAUUCCAAAUGUUCUGCAGAAAAGAAAACCUUCUGAAAAUGCCCCAAUCUCACCUUACAUUUUGUCCACAAAAAGUUAGUUUUCCCUCAAUUUGAGAACAGUUGAAUAAAGAUGUCAAAAGAUAACGACUAGCUCUAUAUAGCAGAGUCUUUGACUUUACAUUGAAACAAUACUGAUUAGUUUUCAUCUAUAAAACAUGUCCAUUUUCCUCUCCAUUACUGGACUGAUAUUGAUUAACCAAAUAUUGUAACCAUAACAAGUAUAAUGUUUUGUGUGUGUUUCCCAUGAAACAAAGCGACUAUGUAAUGUGCGAUGUUAUGUGUACUGUCGUAGAUCCGUGAUAUCAUGUCCACUUGCUCACACAAUGCAGACAAGGAGAGAGUUCUGGGACUUUUGCUGCUAGAGGUAACAAAGGAACAAGAUCAGAUUCGGCAGGAUACAAGGUAAACUUUUUCAUUGCUCGGAGAAAACAAUAUAAACUCUAUUUGAUGACACAGGCAUGAAGUAUAUAGAUUUGGUUAUCAAAUAGAAGAAGUAUUUUCUUUUCUUUUUUAUCUGAUGGACUAGGCAAUUUGACAUUUCUUUUUGUUUUUUAAAAAAUGCUUUGAGGUCUUGAGUUAUGAUCUUGGUACAAUUUCAAUCAAUUUUGUAUGUACAUUGACUUUCAAAAGCAUUCAACCACCUUGGAUGUUUCCAACCUGGGAGAAAAUUUUAUUUUAUUAGUCUCUUAACCAUUUUAUUUGUUUGCUGCAUUCACUUUGCUUUUUGUUUUUUCUUUUUCCAAAUACCGUAUAUGUGAAAGGUACAGAAUAGUUUGUUGAAAAAGUUAACAAAACAAAAUAUAUAUAUGGUUGUAUACGUAUUAGAGUAUGCUGAGUUAUAAAUGGCAACUUAUCUCCACAUCACUGGUGGCUUCACUUAAAGAAAACGUAAUUUGAAAGUACAGCACCAAGACAGGAAAAUGAUGUAAGAAUUAUAGAUAAAUAUCGCUGAUUAUUCAGUUGUGCUGGAACUCUCCCAUCUUCUUAUACACAAAAGAAAUGUUCCAGACCAUUAAGAUAUUUUUAUUUGUAAAUAUUAGUUUUAGUUUUUCUAAGGAAGUUGUCAGCAUUUAACACAACGGUAUGCACAGGUCCCUAGUUUUCAUAAAUAUCUUUGGUCUCUCAGGUUUGUUUCUGAACAGUAUGGGACUCGUAGGUCCCUGCGUAAUGGUAAGUAUACAGUAAGGUCAUUCACCUUAAAGGAAUAAUAAAGUAAUAAAGUAAUAAUAAAAAAGGAAUAUUUUCAUCUACAUGUAUCUAAAUAUACCUUGCAAUAAAGAAGACAAAAAUGGUACAAGCUUCUUGUGAUUUAAAAUUUGAAAUGGCAUCAUUAUUUGCGAAUCUAGCUCCCAUAUUUAUAUAAAUUUGCAUUUAGCCAUUGACCUCAUUGUACAAGCUCUACAGAAGCAAGGUCAUAAAAUAGAAUCUAGCCAUAGUAUUAUAUCACAGAGUAUGAAAAAAGGUCACAGGAUUAUUUGGCAAACUGAAAUGAUGAAAUAUAUAUUUUAACUAAGAUGUAAAAUUAUUGUACGGCUCAACCUCUCUAUGUAUGUUACUGUUUCUCUUUUAAUUAUGUCCAUUUCAGCUCUGCUGUACUUUAAAAUAAGGUAACGGCAUAUCUGUGUUUUAUCUCCAGUAUCAAUAGAAUGGAACAUUGUCUGCAAAAGAUGCAGCAGAUAUUCAAGCAGUUCAAUAAAAGGAGGCAGCAGCCACGUAAGUACUGCAUGUUGUUAAUAAAAUCUAGAAACCGUAGAUGGCAAAUUUUCCCACUAUCUAUUAUGCACCAGUGGACAGCUUGAUGAAAUGAAAUCAGCAGUUAUCUGGUGAAAUUACAGGUUACAGAUCCCUAAAGACCAGUGAUCUGCUUUAGCAACUGAUUAUCUGGCAUUUUUGGGACGAACAAUCCAAAAUGAUGGAUGGUCUUUCAGGAUUUUUCAAGAUCUACUGCCCUCUUAGACUGAUCUAUGAUCUGACAAAGCUGAUUGAAAUUCACUUUGAAUUCCUGACACAAGGUACUUUAUUGAAUAACAACAACAAAAUCGUGCACUGCACUCGCAAUUCAAUGCAGCCUACACAUAACACUUUUAGUGCCAGAUGGGCUUCAUACAGUUUUUUUACUCAUUAACUUGUAAUGGUUUGAUAAUGUUGCAAAUUUAAGGUCAGAAGCCAACCCACUGGUAAAUACGUAAACCCCUUUAGGUUGUCAGUCUGAUGAAGCUAAUCAAAUGAUGUGGUGCUGCCAACUUGGCAUGUGUGGUGUGGGCUGUGAUUGGGAAAUUGCUUGUCGGUUAUUGGGUGUCAAAGAAUGAGUGGCGCUUAAAGAGAAGAUUUGAAGUUACGCCAAUUUCAAAGAUGCAGCCUUUCACUCUGGAGGGUUGCCAGCUUAUUUUUCCAUUUACACGUACCAUAUAAUGAAGAUCUCUAACAGGAUAAUGUUAACGAGUUCUAGAUUCACUGUAGAUAAACAAACAACAGUCAUAAGUAAACCUUUGGCUGGGACAGUCACAGGUGCCUUUAAUGUAACUGCAGAUGAUAUAUGUGAUGAUAUAAUAUGCUUAACUGUAACCUGGCCAAUCAUUUAUUCACUAAACGGCAUACAUGUUUAUGUGAAUAGAAGGCUUUUUAAAAAAAAAAAAAAUUUUAAUUUCAUUCUAUGCAACACCUUUUUUUCUAUAGAGUAUGUUAUCCCCACAUGCAAAAUUGGGGGUAGGGGAGGGCUGAGUUUCAUGGCGGCAGUACCCGUUUUGCUGGAGCUACCACUCCUUAGGUUCUAUACUAUAAGUUAUUCUACAACUCUCAAUCGGUGCUGAGACACCACUACCUAGUGUCUGUACCGGAUGGGUGCUUUAGAUCGGUACUUUGAAGCUCCUGCCUUCAGAUAUCCCUGGGGAAUCUGAGAGGUCCGGUGAAUCGCUGUAACGGUAGAGGCGGAUGCUCUCCUUAGUCCACUUGGUAUCAAUCUUUAAAGAACUCCUCUACAGUCCAAUUACCCCCCCUAAUCCCCCCUGCAGGCUGAGGAGGUUUCCUGGCCCCCAUUGGACUGUUCCAUACAUGGUCUCUUACCACUCAGUGUUUCAUUCCGUCAGCUCCAACAUAACUCUGCACAAAUAAGAUGCUUUUGCUCCCCAGGGGAAGGCCUGACGCUGCAACAGACGACUCAACCCUGAAGCUAUUUUCAGGAGGUUUUGGGUGACCUUGGAGGAGCUUUUAACGGCAGCACCAGAAUUUAAGACUGGGGAUCGGAGGAGGGCUCAGAGUAGAGAGCUCCCGUUAGGUACCACAUCUAAGCCAAUGCCUGUCCAGCCAGCCGCUUGUGCACCCACCUGAAGGCCUCUGGAAGUUUGGCCCUUCAGCAUUGCCCACAUCAGCAGAGGUCCGUUCACAUCUCUCCAUUGCGGGAGGAGGAUUUGGACUUUGUAAGAACCCGAGUUUGUGGCAUUGAGAUGAAGCCCUUUCUCACUCCUGUACUACAGGGAGUGCAGAAUUAUUAGGCAAAUGAGUAUUUUGACCACAUCAUCCUCUUUAUGCAUGUUGUCUUACUCCAAGCUGUAUAGGCUCGAAAGCCUACUACCAAUUAAGCAUAUAAGGUGAUGUGCAUCUCUGUAAUGAGAAGGGGUGUGGUCUAAUGACAUCAACACCCUAUAUCAGGUGUGCAUAAUUAUUAGGCAACUUCCUUUCCUUUGGCAAAAUGGGUCAAAAGAAGGACUUGACAGGCUCAGAAAAGUCAAAAAUAGUGAGAUAUCUUGCAGAGGGAUGCAGCACUCUUAAAAUUGCAAAGCUUCUGAAGCGUGAUCAUCGAACAAUCAAGCGUUUCAUUCAAAAUAGUCAACAGGGUCGCAAGAAGCGUGUGGAAAAACCAAGGCGCAAAAUAACUGCCCAUGAACUGAGAAAAGUCAAGCGUGCAGCUGCCACGAUGCCACUUGCCACCAGUUUGGCCAUAUUUCAGAGCUGCAACAUCACUGGAGUGCCCAAAAGCACAAGGUGUGCAAUACUCAGAGACAUGGCCAAGGUAAGAAAGGCUGAAAGACGACCACCACUGAACAAGACACACAAGCUGAAACGUCAAGACUGGGCCAAGAAAUAUCUCAAGACUGAUUUUUCUAAGGUUUUAUGGACUGAUGAAAUGAGAGUGAGUCUUGAUGGGCCAGAUGGAUGGGCCCGUGGCUGGAUUGGUAAAGGGCAGAGAGCUCCAGUCCGACUCAGACGCCAGCAAGGUGGAGGUGGAGUACUGGUUUGGGCUGGUAUCAUCAAAGAUGAGCUUGUGGGGCCUUUUCGGGUUGAGGAUGGAGUCAAGCUCAACUCCCAGUCCUACUGCCAGUUCCUGGAAGACACCUUCUUCAAGCAGUGGUACAGGAAGAAGUCUGCAUCCUUCAAGAAAAUCAUGAUUUUCAUGCAGGACAAUGCUCCAUCACACGCGUCCAAGUACUCCACAGCGUGGCUGGCAAGAAAGGGUAUAAAAGAAGAAAAUCUAAUGACAUGGCCUCCUUGUUCACCUGAUCUGAACCCCAUUGAGAACCUGUGGUCCAUCAUCAAAUGUGAGAUUUACAAGGAGGGAAAACAGUACACCUCUCUGAACAGUGUCUGGGAGGCUGUGGUUGCUGCUGCACGCAAUGUUGAUGGUGAACAGAUCAAAACACUGACAGAAUCCAUGGAUGGCAGGCUUUUGAGUGUCCUUGCAAAGAAAGGUGGCUAUAUUGGUCACUGAUUUGUUUUUGUUUUGUUUUUGAAUGUCAGAAAUGUAUAUUUGUGAAUGUUGAGAUGUUAUAUUGGUUUCACUGGUAAUAAUAAAUAAUUGAAAUGGGUAUAUAUUUGUUUUUUGUUAAGUUGCCUAAUAAUUAUGCACAGUAAUAGUCACCUGCACACACAGAUAUCCCCCUAACAUAGCUAUAACUAAAAACAAACUAAAAACUACUUCCAAAAAUAUUCAGCUUUGAUAUUAAUGAGUUUUUGGGUUCAUUGAGAACAUGGUUGUUGUUCAAUAAUAAAAUUAAUCCUCAAAAAUACAACUUGCCUAAUAAUUCUGCACUCCCUGUACAGACGAUACCUGUUGCCCACCUGCGAAUCCCAGUGGUCUGCCCACUUCUGGAAUUUGGGUGAAAGAGGACUUGUGUUCGAUGAAGGCCAUUCACUCGUAUAUCUUCUAUAGCAUAAUCAUAAUGAAUGCCAUCUGGUCCUACUGUUUUUGACCUGAUGUCUUUUCUGUUUAUUUUCACUGGCAUGAGGCUAGAAUCAUUUUACAGUUUAUAGAAGAAUCCGUCCCAAUGGUGUAUUCUUCAUAGUGUAUGUACUUAGUCCAUGUAGUGGUACCUUAGCUAUAUCACCUCUACGUAUCUGCUAAGCAAUUGAUCCUCUUUCUGUUCUCCCUGUUACACACUGCAUUUCCCCCACAUGCCUCUCCAACUCUUGCUCACUACAUUACCUCUUGUGAAAUUGUAGACAUGUAUAUUCUAGCCUGUAUACUCUUAUCACUCUUUACAUACUUUACAAGUAUACUUUACUACAAAAAUUAGACAUUUUUUUUCUUCAAACUUAACCUGACCUGUUGCAAUGCUUGUUCUUGUGCAAUUAUUCUGAUUACUGAUAUUCCUAUAUUACAUGUAUUACUUAAAAGCCUAAAAAAAAAAACAAAUUGACAAAUUUAUAUUAUUUUUAUUUUUUUAUUUUUUUAGAACUUACAUAUAAUGAGGAACAAAUUCACAAACUGGAUAAGUAAGUUAUACUCUAGAUCUGUUUUGUUACCUUUCUUGUUUGGUUUUUUUUUUUUACCAUUAUAAAUGCCCUUUUCUGUAUAUUCACAGAUUAAAUCUAGGGACCUUGGCCAAAAAAGUUCUCUUAAUUUUCCAAGAGGAGGUUGUGUUGAUAUAUCAGACAGCUCUGUCACAACAUGCCAUCAGGAUAAGGUAAGGUGGAACAUUCUCAUGAGCCAUUUUUUUGUGUGGCAGGCUCUGCGGCCCAUAUUCACAGUGACCUUUGAGCAGCUGCUCUACAUUUACCUGAUACUAAGACUGGCAGUGAUUGUUGGUAUGUGGGCAGUAGGCAUACCACUUGACUCUGUGGUAAGCAUUGAUUACUUCUAAUUUAGGGAGUGGCUUGCUGAUUAUUUUAUAAGGUUCAAGGGUGCAGGAUAUGACACCAAUUGAGUAGGUAGAACAAUAAAAGUUUCUUUAUUAAGGGCAAAACAGUCUAAUCUUUCUAAUUACAAGAGUUUUAAAAAUAAAGUAAUACAUCACCAAUUUAUUAUAAAACUACAUCCAGGCCCAACAUGGCUAGGGAAGGUUACUGUGCAGUGCAUCCACUCGCAGGUGAGGCUUCUGGCAAAACGUAUAAGAAGGGGCUUACAUAAUUCAUUAAUAUAUGCAAGUGUCAUGCGCAUUUUAUUAGUGCAAACGUGCAAUUUCUCAUAUAUGUAAGAUAUCAGCACAUCCCUGAAGCAUUGGCCAGCCUCCCAAGGAUGUCUCACACUACAAGGAAUCUGCAAACCAUAAAUAUUGUAGGGAUCUUUAGAAUUAUGGGCAAUAUGUCCAAAAGAUUCCAGAACUUUGAUAAGGAGUCAGUUUAUUUCAGUCAGUAUCAAACUUCCAAAAGUCUCUGCUCUAGACAAACUUUGGGAAAAGGGCUUUGUGAAUAUCCUGCGGGAUCCAAUCAUUAAGUACAGUGAUUGUAUUUACAUAAAGUUUUUUUCUUUAAUAUGAAAAUACACAGUUUAAGUGUAACAUUCAAUAUUUAAAGGGGUGUAUGUGUGUGUAAUAUGAGAAAGUAAUAACUUCCCGGGAUUUCAGUUGUUGUGGUGUAUGAAUGCCAGCAGAACUCGUCGAUUCAGAAUAUUCCUGAAACACUCUCUCACUGUUGGGUUGUGCACACACACAUAUAUAAAACCACAUACACACCUACUUGUUAGGCCACCCUUCCUGGCUCCAAUUUAAAUUUUGCCCUUUUACCCUUACUCAUAUGCAGGACAUGUGUUGGGUAGAGUGAGACACUUGUCUCUUUCUCCCUAGCCAUUCCAAUGUUAUUUAAGUGAGGGCACAGGGGAGAAUUAAUGAUGUCAAUUGCAAACCUCCUCUGCCACACAGAAAAGUGAGUUGUAUCAACUUCAGUUAACCCUGGACAUCUAUGACCUGUCCUUAUAUUAAGCCCUUAUCUUUGGCACCUUGUCCACUACGUUACCAGGCAUAUACCAGAGUCUCACCAACUCACUCAACCUGUCCUUUCCACCUACCCUUUCCUGUGUGUUCCUCCCCUUUGCUCUAACCACCAUUUUACUCAUUACUCUUUGCAGUACUCACUAUUUUACUUCUGUUAAAGUGCUCUUUACCACCCUUUGGUGAUGUUUCUAAGAUUUCACAUUGUUUGUAAAUCUAGGAAAAUCUAGAAAAAUGUAAAUAUAUAUAAAAUAAAUCACCAUCAGGUUUGCUCUGCACAUAAUUUAUAAUAACAGGCAGAUAACUUAAAAAUAAAUACAAGAAAUAAUGAAAUGUAUAUAAAUAAAUAUAUGAAACCAAGAGGGCUGCACUCACCUGAACAUGCAUACAUUAGUGGGUGCCGCUUAAAUAAAACUCUUACAUUCUGUGGACCUUGAAAUUGCACUAUUGCACGAUUUCAUAUACUUAAAUACCCUCUAUGGACAAAAGUUUUGGGACCCACCUCUUAAUUAUUGAAUUUAGGUCGUUUCAGUCAGAUCCAUUGCCACAGGUGUAUAAAACCAAGCAUCUUGUCAUGCAGUCUGCAUUUACAAACAUUUGUGAAUAAAGGUAGUUCUGAAGAGAUCUGUUGUGUGGAUUUAUUUGAGGGCUGCAUAUCGGCCAAGUGUAAAUCUGAGAGAGCUUCCUAUUUUUAGUCAGACAUUUCUAAAUAUAGAAUGGUGUCAUACAGUACAUGUCAUGGUUGACAGUUAUAUAGAUUUUGGAGAUUAAUGCAUGCACAUAAUAAAUAUUGAUCGUAAUAUUCUCCAAGCUAUGUUUUGUUCAUUGUCCGAUUUAUAUGUUCUAUUCCCCACCAAUAUUAUUAUGUAAAAGUGAUGUCAAAAACCUAUGCAGUAACUUAUGGGAUGUGAGUAUCGAAGCAUUAUUAUUAUGCCACCAUUUAUAUUUUGUGCUUCCCUAGAACGAUUUUUGAGAUUCAGAACCACUUCAGCCUAGUGAAUGGAUACACGGCAGACGGAAUCAGAGAUUUGCAGUGCUAUGAGGAAACUGUCAGCAAUGUAUGUGUAGUGCAUCUUCAAAUAAAACAUUUUAUGUGUCAUUGCUGGAUUGUACAUAUGCUGUAAAUUGCUUGGACCCUUGAUAUCUGUGGUCAUGUAGUAGGCUGGGAGUUGGUGACUGUGGUUGUUAACCAAUGUGUGUGUCUCCCAAUCUUUCUUGCAGACGUUGGAGAAAUUAUCUCAACAUUUUCAGCAAGUAGGUCUGGUGCACUCAAACCAUAGUCCCGUGAAUUCAUGCACCCAUGAAGUCAAAGAUGAUCUAGUGCUUAGGUGAGUUAGUUUUAGAACACACUAAUGCUCUUGAUUAACCUUUUCUUAACUAUGUAACGAGUCAUCUAGUAUCUUUGGACAGGCAAAAGAAAGAGUAAGUAAUGCCUUUUUGACAAAGUUGAAGGACUUAUAGGCAAUGUUAAUGUAAUUAAAAACCAAAAAGUAUUUGAUGGGUAGGGACUGUGGGCAGGACCCUCUGAUAUGCAAAUGGUAUGUUUUCUCUGUAAUGGCACAAAUCAGCAAAUAAUCUCUGAGCUUGUACCUGUUCUCAGGGCUCUCAUAUUCUCUGUUUUUAUUAGAAAAUCUGUUAGUUCUGAAAGUCAUUUCAAGAAUGAUUAACACCUUAAGGACGGCGGGCGUGUCAUGCCAUCCUUUUUUAGGCGGUCCUUAACGCCGGCGUUCUUUCUACUUUCCCGGGCUCCGGCGUUCCUCCGACGGCGGUCGCGAUCCUCUGCCCAACCCGGCCUCCCUACCCCUCCCCCCACCCGCCAUGUAAUCACAUUGCCGGAAUAGCCUGCUUAUGCAGUACCUGCAGGCUGUCCCCCUUAUGCCUGUAAAAAAAAAGUUUGUAAAAGUUAUAAAACCGUUUUUGAAUUAAAUAAAAAGUACUUAGAUUGUGUGUAUGUAUAAUAUAUAUAUAUAUAUAUAUAUAUAUAUGAUCUUAGCACUUUUAUAUACACAAUCCAUUAUUCUAAGUGUAUUUUAAUGCUAACUUUGGCCAGUGUUUGUGACUAAGUGGCUGCUAGAAAAGACUGGAUAUACUCCAUUUGCAAUACCUUGGGUUGUCUACUUUUGCAAAUGGUAUGCCAUCAUGGGGGUAAUUUUUAUUCCAAUCUGGCAAAUGUCAUUGUGUACUAACUAAAAAAAUGUAAUGUGCUCUAUUUGACCCUGUAACUUUCCAAAACACCAUAAAACCUUUACAUUGGGGGUAUUGUUUUACCCGUGAGACAUCGCUGAAUACAAAUGUGCCGACAUUAUUGCAGUAACGGCUACCAGUAUUGUGACAUUCACAGUUAAAAUGCCAUGCAGAACUAAAAAAAUAAAAUUUCCUAAUAUAUAAUUUUUUUUUUACAUUUUAUUCAUAUUAAAUUAUGUUUACUAUACAAAUAUUUGAUGUGACAUGAAAGCCCUGUUUCUCCUGAAUAAAAUGAUAUAUGAUAAGUGUGGGUGCACAUAAUAUGAAAGAGGUGAAUUACGCCUGAACAGACAUAUAGCGCACAUUUUUUUUUUUUUUUAAUUCUUUAUUUUUGCUGUGCAGGUAGGUACAAGGAAUCAACAGACGCCACAACAGCGUAUUGGAAAAUAUACAUUGGUAUAACAGUGGCAUGAGAGUUUGCACAUUUUUAAAAUUUUUAACAAGUUUGGUUAAACAGUUGCGUCGUCUUUUGUAAUGAGAAAAAUAACAGACUGGGGACACUUCAAAGAUUUUAAACAUGCUAUUUACAGGCUAGCUUUGUAUGACUGCUGCGGUGGGUCACGAUGGGGUUUCAAGCUUGAGACAGUAAACAUACAGUGGUUCUAGAGAUUGGAGUAGUCAAGUGCUUAGAGAGUGGAUUCUGGUUGAAUUCGUAGUCAUAUUGUAUAAGCACGGUUGCAGUUAGCAGUAACUUGAUGUAAAACUACAUUAAAAAGUUAAACUGUGUGUAUUUAAGCUUAGACACCACAUGCAGCAGUUAACAUUGCUAGAGUUAGCCUUCAUUGUGUAGCCCUGUUUCUAUUCACUCUGAGCAUAAAGGUGCCCUGCAUAAAAACAAUGGUAACAUUCAAAAGCAUUUAGUGGAAUCUGCACAUUUUUAAAGGUAGAUACUGACAUGCAUUAGAACACAGGUGCAAAGGAUAAACAGCGGCUAAAUGAUCUAUGGUUAACAAGCUAAUUGCCUGUGGUUAUUAUAUUGUUGCUUGCUCCACUGCUGCUAUAUGUAUCUUACAGUCUCUGCUGUGAGAUGUUAGGGCCAGUUCUGAGCUCAGUGCGAGACAUACUGUGCGGUGGGAUCGUGCAGAGUCUCUGCUGCAGGGGCACAGACUGUCUCUAGGUCAUGCCGUCUUGGUCAGCCGACGCCGGCUCUGAGGGAUUGGCAUGUGGGUCCAGGGCGCUGCGAGGUCCCUUCCCCCGUUGGUUGUUGCCGCUGUGUGUGGAUAUCCCAGAAGUGGGUCAGUAUCACCUCUAAGCUUUGCAGUGGGUCUCUCCAGCGCGGUUGUGUCGGUCGCAUGGUCAUCCUGCAUAUCCCGCUGCCGGCCGCUAUUUUAGGUGCGCCUUGUAGGAGGUUGUAGCCUUGCUUGUCAGGGUCAGGCUUGUACUGCUGUCUCUGCUGGUGAUUGUGGAUGUCGAGUGCGGGCCGGGAUGACCCCCGCCGGCCCAGGGGGGGGGGGAGGAAGGCUGGUGCACUGAGGGGUGUGUGUGCGGUUUUUCCAUCCAGAAGAGCGGCCGUCUCUCCCUGGCUCGGUCGCAUGUAGGCCCCAUGUGCUUUGCGUGGGAUCCCGGGCAGUGUGAGUCUCGUUUGUGGGUUCCUUCGAUGCCCCCGGGUUUCCCCAGCUCAUCCCAUGCCCUCUGACUUGUGGGUGAUUUUGUGUUUGGGGUAUUUUUCCCCAUUGUUGUCGUUUUUUGCAGGAGCUGGUUUGCAGCACGUCUGUCCUGCUCAGCAGUCAGGCUCCGCCCCUCUAUAGCGCAAAUUUAAGGUUUUGUUUACGUUUUGUUUUGAUCACAACUUGUACAAUUGGCUCAGUCCUUAAGUGGUUAAUAAACAGACUGAAUUUAUGCAGUGGGGUAUUUAAGCAUAGUCCAGCUAGCCAUGAGCCAAGAGCAGCAUACUAGAGUGGGGUGGCAGGAUGCUUGGCAUUGUUCUAACUCUGACACUGUAGCAGGAACUGGCCAAGCUUGACCAGUGGAGGUGUGCUGCCUGCAUUUGUUUUUACAACAUACAGUAUGUUAUUUUACAUUAAAUACACAUUGGUCAGUGUACAAUUCUGCAUAGUGCACACCUAAAACAAAAACCAUUACAUUAAGCUGUAGUUGUUCUGAUGAUAUAGUGUCGCUGUAAUCAAGUAUCUCUUAAUAUUCAGCCACCGGCUUGGUUAAUUACUUGUUGAAAAUCCCAAAUAAGUUUCCGAUUUUAGGCAAUAAAUAUAUAUAUAUUUUUAUAUGUGCCUACAAAAUUCAAGAUCACUUUGAUUUUCAGCCGUUUGUGAAUAACUUUGUAUGAUACUGUAUUCAAAAUUAUUCUACAAAAUUACUUCUAGUAUCGAUUUGGGCAGAAUUCAUAUCUGCUAGGGAUAAACACAUACUUGGUUUGAUCAUCCAUGUUCCGGCAGGGACUUAAACUGUGAUGUGACGUAAGAAAAUCUCCAGUUAGGAGGCUCAUCUAUGGCAUAGGAAUGCUCCUGACCAUGAGAUUUUGAAAACCCGCUCAUCCACAAUGAGAUUCCGAAUUCAGAGUAAAAUCCCUGAGUCUCAGGUCAAACCUUGCGAUAUCCCAUGUAUGCAUUCUCCAGACUUUAAUUUGUUUAAAGGGACACUAUAGUCACCAGAACAACUACAGCUUAUUGAAUUUGUUCUGGUGUGUACAAUCAUUACCUUCAGGUUUUUUGCUGUAAACACUGUAUUUUCAGAGAAAAUGCAAUGUUUACAUUACAGCCUAGUGAUUACUUCACUGGCCACUUCUCAGAUGGCUGUUACAGAUCCUUCCUGGGACAUGGCUGCCUAAAAUGCAUCCAAACAUUCAGUAUCUCCUCCCUCUGCAUGCAGACACUGAAUAUUCCUCAUAGAGAUUCAUUGAUUCAAUUCAUCUCUAUGAGGAGAUGCUGAUUGGCCAGGGCUGUGUUUGAAUUGUGCUGGCUCUGCCCCUGAUCUGCCUCCUUGUCUGUCUCAGCCAAUCCUAUGGGGAAGCAUUGUGAUUGGAUCAGGCUACCACUUCUGAUGAUGUCAGCAGACAGCUUGUUUUUUUAGGCAAACAGCAUGCAGAUCUACAGUUUCUGGCUUGAAUACAGUAAGAUUUUGCUAUAUUUAUGGAGGCAUGAGGGGCCAAGGGGGCUAGAUGGUGUUUUUUUUUUAUAGGGUCAGGAAUACAUGGUUUUUGUUCCUGACCCUAUCGUGAUCCUUUAAUAAUGGCAUUUCAAAAGGUUCAAUUCAAAUAAAAUCAUGAGACUAAUUAGUUAAUUUUAAAAUGAGGAAUUGUAUUUAUAAGUUUCUACCUGGGAGUUCUUGAUUAUUGUUCUAACCUUUAAAGGGUGAAACACUUAAAUGUGUAAUUAGAGGAGAAAUAAUUCAAGUAGGACAUUGUGUAUUGAACCGACAACCUCAGGAAGCAAAGUCAGCACAUUAAACUCCUACACAAUUAUAUACAUAAACACUGCAGUAGAAAGCUGAUUAUACAUAAUAGAGCGAGAAUCUUCAAGGAGUACAAAACCUAAAAACGGAAGUGUUCACGCUAGGUAGGAACACGUUUAAUCACAAUUGCAGCAUUUUUAUCACAUUCAACACAGCUACUUAUUGUUGAAGAAUUUUGCUACCAUAGCUAUUUUGCUCUGCAAUGUGCAAUUCCCUGGUCACAUUCUGUCAAUGCCCGGUUUAGUGGAUAUCUCUCUUUGUAAGUCGCUGUAAACCUCAUGAAUCUUUUACCUGUACUCAUAACAUUAUUCACCUUAGCUGAUACAGAUAUAAUAUCUCCUACACAAGCAAAUAUAUGCUUUAAUGUUCUCACAUCUCUAGACUAGGAUCUGGCAAAGCUUUGGAUUACGUAUUAAAUAUGUACCUCUUCUCAGAAUCUAGAUUUCUGGAUGUAAACAAAGGUAGAAAAACAAAUAUAUGUGAACUUAAUUUACAUAUCUGUGUUUAAGAAGACAUAUGUCAAACUUAUUCUAUGUGUGGGGGCCCACAAGACCAUUUCGUUAUGUCAUUUUUCUAUAUUUCCUUAUCAACUCUGGUCUCUUUUCAAUUGCAGCCAACAGCACUCUUCCAUUUUAUAUACAAAUUAUUUUAUAGUACCACUGAUGUAACAAUGCUGUAGUGCUCAGAAAAUGUCUGUCUUCCAGUGCAAUUGUCUCAGAGCUCAGCACUUAUUUACUCAUUCAAGGCUGUGUAUGUCAUUUACAUGAGAUUACAUUCUUAUUAAUGCAUAAUUAGCUAAUUUGCAUGUGUUUACAUACUCAUUUGACCUACAGUGUUCCUAUUUGUGUGGCAUUAUUGUAAUGUGUAGGUGACAUGCCGUUCACCAAUCAUGCUUAGUGCAUACAGAUACGCUGUCAUGGUUGACACUCUCGCCCAUUUUACCACAUCACAUCUGAUUGCAUCUUGUUCAUUGGGCAUUUACGUAGUGAGCAUAUUAACCCAUUAAUAACAAAAUGUGUACUUUUUACAAAGCAUUAGUAUCUCUCACUGGCUUGUUUGUAUAUCACAGGAUGUUGCAGCUCAGGGAUCAAAUGAAAACUGUGACUUAUGAAAUGGAGCAUAACAACAGCAUUAUUGAGAGGUAAGUAGUGUCUUUUUUUUUUGUGGUAAACUGAGCUCUUUAGCCGUACUUUCACCAUAUGUUUUGGAUCGGUGUGCCUGAUCUUAUUAUUGGUACAAACGUGCCUCGUUCUUCACAAUUUACGUUAACUACUAGAUCCAGCUGUACAUGUUCCUUGCAGAACAUUUGAACCAUCUCUGAAUGUUUCAAAACAUGACCGUCUCAGUCAAUCCAUGGUCUACAGACAGACUAUGAGCCAUGCUCUAUAGAACAUAUAUACAAUCUCCUGAUGUUAAGAGAACCCCUUGGAUUAUGCUUAUAUUUCACCACGUGUGCAAGAACUACGCAAAAAGAACAGUAGGCAUCUGUACACAUUAAAAUUAUGCAAAUCCAAUAGUUUCCUUACACACUGUUUAUGAAUUGCAGAGGCAUCCAUACACACUUAUAUUUCUCUGUUAAUCUAAUUUAUGAACCAAAUACAUGUAUUUUUAUUUUUUUUGUAACAGAUUGGGUGUUCCCUCCUCGUCUCAAGGCACCUGAACUUUGGACAGUAUUCUAAACAGUUUUAGAAACAUUGGGAAGGUGUAGCAGUUUGAGAAACUUUUGUGACUUUUUUUUUAAAUCAGAAAUAAUACAGUAAUAAGUAUGAAUUGUCCUGAUAUCUGAUUGUUUUCCCUCCAUCUAUUGUCAAAAGACAAAGUCUCUUUUCUUAAUAAAAACAAAAAACCUUUCCAAGGAUUUAAAAGAAAAAAUGAAAGCAGUAAAUGAAAACGAGUAAAUGAUUAAAAGCAAACAUUAUUUCCAAGGAGAUUACUUUAAAAAGCACAGUUGAUUCAGUCUAAGUGUAAACCGAAACUGACAGUAUUAUGUCAGACAGUUCUCCAGACUUGCCUAUGUUGGUUUCUUAAUAGCAAGCAAGGUCUGGCAAAAAAUAAUACAAUUCUUAAUAUAAGAAAAAUAAAAAUCUAAAUUGUUUUAUUUUUCUUCAAUUGCUUGUAAAGUGAUUGGAUAAGUAAGCCUGAUUAAUGAUAACAAUAUAUGCAUCAACUAACAUAGUGCAUAGAAAUAGGUCUUGAUUUGUUUGUGCACCAUAUAAAUCCAUAGAAAUAGAUUGGACAUCUUCGCUAUCAGGUAGGAAGAUAAAUAGGUAGGUAGAUAGAUAUGUAACUGUUAUAAUAAAAAUUGCCUUUUACAAAGCCAGAUGUGAUUUCUGAAUCUUAUGUGAAUCAGGGUAGGUUUAAGAUGUAUUAGAGUAUUUGUCUUUUACAAAUCAAUAUAAAAGAACAUUUGUUCUAAAAUAAAUCACAAAAUGAAAACUUUUAUACAAUAAAGAUCUGCUAAAAAGGCAAAAUGGGAAAGGAGAGGCAACAUAUGGAUAGAAAACUGUACAAUUAAUUAUUAUUUAUCUGUCAACACUGUGAUCAAAUAUCUGUAUAAAAAUAAUUGUGCAAAGUAAACCAUUAAUAAUCAACAAAAUACAAAAUGCAUGAAAAGACCGCAAUAAACAAACAAACAAUUUCAAAUCUGUAAGCAUUCACAAGUGUGUAAAUGUUAACCUAAAAUGGUAGAAACAGGGUACAGUUAUUUAGUAAUGUGUCUGAUGCUAGUUGUUUCAAGUCUUUGUCUUACUAGUUGGUGUGGAUAUCUCUAUGGUAAAAUGAUGCUGUUUGGGUAGAGAUUUUCCAGUAAUUUUGUGCUUCUUCUCCUACAUCAAUGCAUAAACAUUACCAUCUUCAGCUUCCUCUGAUGGUAAAGAGAUGAGGAGAACACGUGGAGACGGAGUGCAAAAUGCUUUUAAAAUUGUAUACAUACAAUGCUAACAGACUUGUCAAGAAAGAGUUGCUCUUUCACACAGAUCAGGUAGAAACAACCAUUAAAUUCUCCAUGUGCAUUGAACACCACUCAUGUGCAACAUUUUGAAGGGCCAAUGAGGGAUUCUUUCAUUACAGGGAUAUGGCCAGAAGUGUAGCCAUAUAUAAUUGUAUUUAUUUUUUAUUCUCCUACCAAACAUUACUGUAUAUUUUCUUAUUUUAUACACUCAUACACACCAAUCACAUGAAGUUCCUAUCAACAGGAACCAUUAGGAUAGUAAGUUGCGACCCACAAUAAGGGCUGUCCUUAUACAAGAACAUUUGGGAGGUAUGCGUGUGACUAUUACAUGGACAGGUAAACUUGCAGUUGUAACCAUAGCAGAUUAGCGUGUUUAGGACUAGAUGCUUUGUUUGUUUUCUUUCAAUAAUGUGUGUUUUGUACGUAUUAUAUUGUGUUGAUUAUUUUCAAUAUAUAUAAUGUAUUAAUUUCUGCUUUUUUAGGGGAUAGGAGUGGGCAGAAAUGUAAACAGUUUGCCUCUCUCGUGUUUAACUAUAAUUCAUGAAAUAAAGGUACUGGAAGCAGCCAUAUUUGUUUAGCACACCACAGCUAGCUACUACAAGAUGGCAAUACAUGUCUUCGUUGGUACACAAGAGAGAGUUGUAUAGCACUGAUAAUUAAUGACAAUUGUAAAAAGAUUUGCAGAUGGUUUCUCACUCUUAGUGGCCAAAAUUAGUUAUUAUAAUUAGGCAAUAUCUUAGAGUACUAGUGCCAGGAGUCUAGGUCAUUAUCUCUUUGAUGCUUGACAGUUUAGUGCUGUGAGGACUAAUCUUGCUACCUCAAGUGUAUGUGAAUUACAUGGCUAAGUAUUAUGGGAAAUAUAGUUCACAUAUACUACCCAUUACUAGUGAUACUCCUGGGUUAAAUAACACCCAACACACAUGCACAAAAGCAAGUACAAACACAAUUCAUUGUUUAACUGGCUUCAGUAUGAUUGUGCUGUUUCUGUUUGAUGAACAAUUUAAUAUUAAAGUAUUUUUUAAUAAAGUAAUGCUGUAUUUGUUUUUUUUAACUGGGCCUUCUGUUGCCAUGUUGUUGUAGGGGUUUGGAGUGGGAAUCUGUCUUAAGUAAUAAUUAUAGGUAUUUCCUUGGACCUGAAUGUCCUAUAUGGCAUUGCCCCAUCUACACUUCCUGGACACCUUUACAUUUUUAAGAACUUGGAGACGAAAAGGGUUGCAAGUCAAGUGCCUCCACCUAAUAAGGGAUUAUAUAGUGCACAACACAAGAUUCAUUAGGAAUUUAAAUAAAAUAUGAUCUGCAUUCAAUAUAAUCUACAAUUAAUAAAGCAUUUACAG